UCAGCGCGCGUGCGGUGCGGUUCUCUGCCAAGUGGUCUUCUCUCUGGACAGUGUGUUAAGUGUUUAGUUGCUGAGCUCCAGCAAUCCGGAUAGAUCAUCUGAGCGGAGAUCGUUGCCUUAUUUGAAUAGGCGGGGAAUCUAACAUCCAUCGCCUAAUUGCAGUGAAAGUUGCCGGGCAUUUUUCAGCUAUUUUACCCUGUGAAAAUUCCGAAAAACCAAACGCGCGCAAAGCAAUCCAAAGUGUUUAAAAGAAAAGCGUUAAAUAUUGUUAAGUACAACAAUACGUUUAAAUAAAAAAUAUUCCAGUGUCUGUGAGUCUGCCAAAGCCGUCGCGCAUUGUGUGUGUGUGUGUAUUUCUUUUGACGGCAAAUCGCUUUUGGCAGCUGCUUUGGCAGCAGCCAAGUAAGAAACAAGGCUUUUUUGCUGGCAUCGAUCUUCGUUGGCAGCUGUUGGCAGUAUGAACUGAUUUUGGCCGAAAGUUGAUGAAUAAAAUGCAAAAAUGAAAAUAUUUUUGCCACUAGUCACGUGGAUAGUGCUACUACUCUCGAGUGCAGUACAUUCACAAUAUUCACAACAACCGCAACCAUUCAAGACGAACUUGAGGGCGAAUAGUCGGUUUCGCGGCGAGGUCUUCUACCUGAACCUCGAGAAUGGCUACUUUGGCUGCCAAGUCAACGAGUCCACCGAAUAUUUGCAGCUAUUCAACCUAUCGAAACUAUGCGACGGUACCCAAGAUUGCUUCCUGGGUGCCGAUGAGUUGAGCAAAGAGCUCAAAUGCACAAAUGACUGUGAUAAGGAUGGCACCAAGUGCACACAUGGCGCGUGUUUGAACGGCGUCUGCCAUUGCAAUGACGGCUACGGCGGUUGCAAUUGCGUGGACAAAGAUGAGAACGAAUGCAAACAGCGGCCGUGCGACGUGUUCGCCCAUUGCACAAACACACUGGGCAGCUUCACGUGUACCUGCUUUCCGGGCUAUCGCGGCAAUGGCUUCCAUUGUGAAGACAUUGACGAAUGCCAAGAUCCCGCGAUAGCAGCGCGAUGCGUGGAGAACGCCGAGUGCUGCAACCUGCCGGCGCACUUCCUCUGCAAGUGCAAGGAUGGAUACGAGGGUGACGGCGAGGUUCUGUGCACGGAUGUGGACGAGUGCCGCAAUCCGGAGAACUGCGGGCCCAAUGCCCUGUGCACCAACACGCCGGGCAAUUACACAUGCUCCUGCCCGGAGGGCUAUGUGGGCAACAAUCCGUAUCGGGAGGGUUGCCAGGAUGUGGACGAGUGCUCGUACCCGAAUGUCUGCGGACCCGGUGCCAUAUGUACGAAUCUCGAGGGCAGUUAUCGCUGCGACUGCCCGCCGGGAUACGACGGCGAUGGACGCUCGGAGUCCGGUUGCGUGGACCAGGAUGAGUGCGCACGGACGCCCUGCGGCCGGAACGCGGACUGUUUGAACACGGACGGCAGCUUCCGCUGCUUGUGUCCGGACGGCUACAGUGGUGAUCCCAUGCACGGCUGCGAGGAUGUCGAUGAAUGCGCCACUAACAAUCCAUGCGGUUUGGGUGCUGAAUGCGUGAACCUGGGCGGUAGCUUCCAGUGCCGCUGUCCCUCCGGCUUUGUGCUGGAGCACGAUCCGCACGCGGAUCAGUUGCCCCAGCCGCAGAACACCCAACAAUUGGGCUACGGGCCGGGGGCGACGGACGUGGUGCCCUAUGAAAGGACCUCGGGCGCCGGUCUGGCCUGCCUGGACAUCGAUGAGUGCAAUCAGCCGGACGGAGUGGCCAAGUGCGGCACCAAUGCCAAGUGCAUUAACUUCCCCGGCUCAUACCGCUGCCUGUGUCCCAGUGGAUUCCAAGGACAAGGCUAUUUGCACUGCGAGAACAUCAACGAGUGUCAGGAUAAUCCGUGUGGGGAGAAUGCGAUCUGCACGGACACCGUUGGCAGCUUCGUGUGCACCUGUAACCCGGACUAUACCGGUGAUCCGUUCCGUGGUUGUGUGGAUAUCGAUGAGUGUACCGCUUUGGAUAAGCCCUGUGGACAGCAUGCGGUAUGCGAAAAUACUGUUCCCGGCUACAAUUGCAAGUGCCCGCAGGGAUAUGAUGGCAAACCCGAUCCCAAGGUGGCCUGCGAACAGGUGGAUGUCAAUAUACUGUGCAGCAGUAACUUCGAUUGUACCAAUAAUGCGGAGUGCAUUGAGAAUCAGUGCUUCUGCUUGGAUGGCUUCGAACCCAUCGGAUCCAGUUGUGUGGACAUCGAUGAGUGUCGCACCCACGCCGAGGUGUGUGGUCCCCAUGCCCAGUGCCUGAAUACGCCCGGAUCGUACGGCUGUGAAUGCGAGGCGGGAUAUGUGGGCAGUCCGCCAAGAAUGGCCUGCAAGCAGCCUUGCGAGGAUGUGCGGUGUGGAGCCCAUGCCUACUGCAAACCGGAUCAGAAUGAAGCCUACUGUGUGUGCGAGGAUGGAUGGACCUACAAUCCGAGCGAUGUCGCUGCGGGAUGUGUGGACAUUGAUGAGUGCGAUGCGAUGCAUGGACCUUUCGGAAGCUGUGGUCAGAAUGCCACAUGUACAAACAGUGCUGGAGGAUUUACGUGUGCCUGCCCACCUGGAUUCUCGGGAGAUCCGCACGCCAAAUGCGUCGACGUCGAUGAGUGCCGAACAGGAGCCAGCAAGUGUGGAGCUGGUGCUGAAUGUGUGAAUGUACCAGGUGGUGGAUACACCUGUCGCUGCCCCGGCAACACCAUUGCCGAUCCGGAUCCUAGUGUGAGGUGUGUUCCCAUUGUCAGCUGCUCCGCUAAUGAAGACUGCCCGGGUAACUCCAUCUGUGAUGCUACAAAGCGCUGCCUGUGUCCCGAGCCAAAUAUUGGCAAUGACUGCCGCCAUCCCUGCGAAGCCCUCAAUUGUGGAGCACAUGCCCAGUGCAUGCUGGCCAAUGGACAGGCUCAGUGCAUGUGUGCUCCAGGAUACACAGGAAACUCUGCUCUCGCAGGAGGCUGCAACGACAUCGAUGAAUGUCGGGCAAAUCCCUGCGCAGAAAAGGCAAUUUGUUCGAAUACAGCCGGAGGCUAUCUGUGCCAGUGUCCAGGCGGAUCCAGUGGAGAUCCAUACCGCGAGGGAUGCAUUACCUCAAAGACGGUGGGCUGCUCUGAUGCCAAUCCUUGCGCGACUGGUGAGUCGUGCGUUCAAGACUCAUACACGGGCAACAGCGUGUGCAUCUGUCGACAGGGUUAUGAGCGAAAUCCCGAGAACGGCCAGUGCCAGGAUGUGGAUGAGUGCUCGGUGCAAAGGGGAAAACCCGCUUGUGGACUGAAUGCUCUCUGUAAGAAUUUGCCUGGUAGCUACGAGUGCCGCUGCCCACAGGGUCAUAACGGAAAUCCCUUCAUCAUGUGCGAGAUCUGCAAUACGCCGGAGUGCCAGUGUCAGUCGCCGUACAAGCUGGUUGGAAAUAGUUGUGUUCUGUCAGGAUGCUCCAGUGGACAGGCGUGUCCCAGCGGAGCUGAGUGCAUCUCCAUAGCUGGAGGUGUUAGUUACUGUGCCUGUCCCAAGGGCUACCAAACCCAACCGGAUGGAAGCUGUGUAGAUAUCGACGAGUGCGAAGAACGAGGCGCUCAAUUGUGUGCCUUUGGAGCUCAGUGCGUAAACAAGCCAGGAAGCUAUAGUUGCCACUGCCCCGAGGGCUAUCAGGGAGAUGCCUACAACGGACUAUGUGCCCUCGCACAAAGGAAAUGCGCUGCCGAUAGGGAGUGCGCUAGCAACGAAAAAUGCAUCCAGCCAGGAGAGUGUGUUUGCCCACCUCCCUAUUUUCUGGAUCCGCAGGACAACAACAAGUGCAAGAGCCCUUGCGAGCGCUUCCCAUGUGGCAUCAAUGCCAAGUGUACGCCCUCGGAUCCUCCACAAUGUAUGUGCGAGGCUGGAUUCAAGGGAGAUCCACUGCUGGGAUGCACCGAUGAAGACGAGUGCUCCCAUCUCCCUUGUGCCUAUGGAGCCUACUGUGUGAACAAGAAGGGCGGCUACCAGUGCGUGUGCCCCAAGGAUUAUACAGGAGAUCCGUACAAGAGUGGCUGCAUCUUCGAGAGCGGCACACCGAAGAGCAAGUGUCUGAGCAACGAUGAUUGCGCCAGCAAUCUAGCCUGCUUGGAAGGUAGCUGCGUCAGUCCAUGCAGCAGUCUUCUGUGUGGAUCGAAUGCCUACUGUGAGACUGAGCAACAUGCUGGCUGGUGUCGUUGCCGUGUGGGAUACGUCAAAAAUGGCGAUGGAGACUGCGUGUCGCAGUGCCAGGACGUGAUCUGUGGCGAUGGAGCUCUCUGCAUUCCAACCAGCGAGGGACCCACCUGUAAGUGCCCGCAAGGACAGCUCGGCAAUCCCUUCCCAGGCGGCAGCUGCAGCACGGAUCAGUGCUCAGCUGCCAGACCUUGUGGUGAGCGGCAGAUCUGCAUCAAUGGAAGAUGCAAGGAGCGCUGCGAGGGUGUGGUCUGUGGUAUUGGAGCCACUUGUGAUAGAAACAAUGGAAAGUGCAUCUGCGAACCAAACUUUGUGGGUAAUCCCGACUUGAUCUGUAUGCCGCCCAUCGAGCAGGCCAAGUGCUCUCCAGGAUGUGGAGAGAACGCACACUGCGAGUACGGAUUGGGUCAGAGCCGAUGUGCCUGUAACCCAGGAACCUUUGGUAAUCCCUAUGAAGGCUGCGGAGCGCAAAGCAAGAACGUAUGCCAGCCGAAUAGCUGUGGACCCAAUGCCGAAUGCCGUGCUGUGGGCAACCACAUCUCCUGUGUUUGUCCACAGGGCUUCAGUGGUAAUCCCUACAUUGGCUGCCAGGAUGUGGAUGAGUGCGCCAACAAACCUUGUGGUCUAAAUGCCGCCUGUUUGAAUAGAGCCGGAGGAUUCGAGUGCUUGUGUCUUUCUGGACAUGCCGGUAAUCCCUACAGCAGUUGUCAACCCAUUGAGAGCAAGUUCUGCCAAGAUGCGAAUAAGUGCCAGUGCAAUGACCGAGUGGAGUGUCCCGAUGGCUACAGUUGCCAGAAAGGACAAUGCAAGAACCUCUGCUCCCAGGCUUCGUGUGGUCCAAGAGCCAUCUGCGAUGCCGGAAAUUGCAUCUGCCCCAUGGGCUACAUUGGAGAUCCCCACGACCAAGUGCAGGGUUGCAGCGUUCGCGGUCAGUGUGGCAAUGAUGCCGACUGCCUGCACUCUGAGAUCUGCUUCCAGUUGGGCAAGGGUCUGCGCAAAUGUGUGGACGCUUGCUCCAAGAUUCAGUGUGGACCCAAUGCUCUGUGCGUGUCCGAGGAUCAUCGAUCUUCAUGUAUAUGCUCUGACGGAUACUUCGGAAAUCCAAGCAACCUACAGGUGGGUUGCCAGCCGGAAAGAACAGUUCCCGAGGAAAAGGAUAAAUGUAAAUCGGAUCAGGACUGUAAUCGAGGAUAUGGUUGUCAAGCCAGCGUUAACGGCAUCAAGGAGUGCAUUAACCUGUGCUCCAAUGUCGUCUGCGGACCCAACGAGCUGUGCAAGAUUAACCCAGCUGGGCAUGCGAUUUGCAAUUGCGCCGAGAGCUAUGUCUGGAACCCAGUGGUCUCUUCCUGCGAAAAGCCUUCACUGCCAGACUGCACCAGUGACGCUAAUUGCCCAGAUGCAUCUGCCUGUCGACCGGAUGUCUUGGGAGUCCUUAAGUGCGUCGCCAUUUGUGAUGCCUUUACGUGCCCAGCCAACUCGGUUUGCCUAGCGCGUCAGCACCAGGGACGCUGUGAUUGUCUGAACGGUUUCGUGGGUAACCCCAACGACAGGAAUGGCUGCCAGCCAGCCCAGAAACAUCACUGCAGAAACCACGCCGAAUGCCAGGAGUCCGAGGCAUGUAUUAAGGAUGAAUCUACCCAAACCCUUGGAUGUCGUCCAGCGUGUGAUACGGUGAAGUGUGGACCCCGAGCCGUUUGUGUCACCAACAACCAUCAGGCGCAGUGUCAGUGUCCACCUGGUCCUUUCGCCGGAGAUCCAUACGAUCCAUUUAAUGGCUGCCAGAGUGUUCCUUGUGUUUACAACCAUGACUGUCCACCCAGCCAGAUGUGCAACAGGAUGACACAUACAUGCUUCGAUGUCUGCGACGAGGAGUCCUGCGGUGACAAUGCCAUAUGCUUGGCUGAGGAUCAUCGAGCUGUCUGCCAGUGCCCGCCUGGAUUUAAGGGAGAUCCGUUACCGGAAGUGGCCUGCACCAAACAGGGCGGUUGUGCCGCUGGAACUUGCCACCCCUCGGCCAUUUGCGAAGUCACUCCGGAAGGACCUGUCUGCAAGUGUCCGCCUCUUUUUGUCGGCGACCCGAAGUCGGGUGGCUGUCGUCCAGAUGGUCAGUGCCCGAAUGGAGACGCCGACUGUCCAGCCAACACCAUCUGCGCCGGCGGAAUGUGCCAGAAUCCCUGCACCAACGCUUGCGGAUCGAAUGCUGAGUGCAAGGUUGUCAAUAGGAAACCCGUCUGCAGUUGUCCCCUGCGAUUCCAGCCUAUCUCUGAUACCGCCAAGGAUGGAUGUGCCCGGACCAUAUCUAAAUGUCUCACAGAUGUCGACUGCGGAGGAGCUCUAUGCUAUAAUGGACAAUGCCGUAUUGCUUGCAGGAACAGCCAAGAUUGCUCCGAUGGCGAGAGCUGCUUGAAGAACGUCUGUGUGGUCGCCUGUCUGGAUCACAGUCAGUGCGCCAGUGGACUGGCCUGUGUGGAGGGCCACUGCACCAUCGGCUGUCGCAGCAACAAGGAGUGCAAGCAGGAUCAGUCUUGUAUUGAGAACAAGUGCCUGAAUCCUUGCCAGUCUGCCAACAGUUGUGGUCCAAAUGCCCUGUGCAGCAUUGAUCAGCACCAUAGCCAGUGCAGCUGUCCGGAAGGUUUCGAGGGCAACCCCACUCCGGAACAGGGAUGUGUUCGAGUUCCAGCUCCCUGCUUAGCCAGUAAUCAGUGUCCCAGCGGACAUAUGUGCAUUGGAAAUCAAUGUAAUCUUCCCUGUACCAAGACCGCAUCCUGUGCGGUGGGAGAACGUUGCUAUCAACAAGUCUGCCGCAAGGUGUGCUAUACCAGCAACAACUGUUUGGCCGGAGAAAUCUGUAAUUCGGACAGGACGUGCCAGCCAGGAUGUGAUUCAGAUGCCGAUUGUCCACCCACCGAAUUGUGCUUGACCGGAAAGUGCAAGUGCGCCACCGGAUUUAUAGGCACACCCUUUGGAUGCUCGGAUAUUGAUGAGUGCACAGAACAGCCCUGCCAUGCCAGUGCUCGAUGCGAGAACCUUCCGGGAACCUAUCGUUGUGUAUGUCCCGAAGGAACAGUCGGAGAUGGGUACUCCCAACCGGGUUGCUCGCAGCCCAGGCAGUGCCACAAACCAGACGAUUGUGCCAAUAAUCUGGCCUGUAUACAUGGAAUGUGCACGGAUCCUUGCCUACAUACUGUUUGCGGCAUUAAUGCCAAUUGCCAGUCGGAAGGACACGAAGCUCUAUGCAGCUGUCCAGCUGGAUUCUUGGGAGACCCCAACGACACUGGAGUCGGAUGCUUCAAGGUGGAGUGCAUCGACCAUGUCGAUUGUGCGGAAGAUCGUGCCUGCGAUGCGGAAACCAAUCGAUGCAUUAAACCAUGUGACCUAACUAGUUGCGGAAAGGGCAGUUGCCAGGUGAAGGAUCACAAGGCGACAUGUGCCUGUCACGAAGGUUAUCAAUUGGUAAACGGAGUAUGUGAGGACAUCAACGAGUGUCUAUCGCAGCCAUGCCACAGCACAGCUUUUUGCCACAACCUUCCAGGAACCUACACUUGCCAGUGCCCGGAAGGAUUGAUCGGAGAUCCCCUGCAGGCCGGUUGUCGGGAUCCCAAUGAGUGUUUGAGUGAUGCGGACUGUCCCGCAUCAGCUAGUUGCCAAAACUCCCGAUGCCGUAGUCCUUGCGAGCGGCAGAAUGCUUGUGGAUUGAAUGCCAACUGCCAGGCACAGUCCCAUCAAGCCAUUUGCACUUGUCCUCUGAAUUCCCGUGGCGAUCCCACCAUCGAGUGCGUGCACAUUGAGUGCGCGGACAAUGACGAUUGCUCCGGGGAGAAAGCAUGCUUGGACUCGAAGUGCAUAGAUCCCUGUUCGCUGCCCAAUGCCUGUGGAGCUUUGGCUCGUUGCUCGGUGCAGAAUCACAUCGGAGUCUGCUCCUGCGAAGCGGGCAGCACCGGAGAUGCCAAAUUGGGCUGUGUGCAGCUGCAAUAUUGCCAGCAGGACGGACAAUGUGCCCAGGGAAGCAUUUGCUCCCACGGAAUUUGCAGUCCGCUGUGCAGCACAAACCGCGAUUGUAUUUCGGAACAGUUGUGUUUGCAGGGCGUCUGUCAGGGAACCUGCAAGUCAAACUCAACCUGUCCCCAGUUCCAGUUCUGUUCGAAUAACAUUUGCACCAAGGAGCUGGAGUGCCGAUCCGAUAGCGAGUGUGGCGAAGACGAAACCUGUCUGAGUGAUGCCUACGGGCGUGCAAAGUGUGAAUCCGUGUGUCUUGGUCGCGCUGCCUGUGGUAGGAAUGCGGAAUGCGUUGCCCGUUCCCAUGCUCCUGAUUGCCUCUGCAAGGAGGGAUUCUUUGGGGACGCCAAGUCAGGAUGCCGCAAGAUCGAGUGCACUACCGACGAUGACUGCUCUAAUGACAAGAGCUGCGACAACCACAUGUGCAAGAUUGCCUGCCUCAUUGGACAGCCGUGCGGAGAGAAUGCCCUCUGCACCACAGAACACCACCAGCAGGUUUGCCACUGCCAGCCAGGAUUUUCGGGAGAUCCGCGGGUUCGUUGCGAUGUUAUAGACUUUUGCCGGGAUGCUCCGUGCGGACCCGGAGCCCGUUGCCGAAACGCGAGGGGGUCGUACAAGUGCACCUGUCCCCCGGGACUCGUUGGUGAUCCGUACAACGAGGGCUGUCGCAGCUCCGUUGAGUGCGAGACCAACGAGGACUGUCCCCCGCAUGCCGCAUGCACCAAAACCAAUGGGGUGGCCAAGUGCCGCGAUGUCUGUGCCCAGCUGCAAUGUGGCCCCAAUGCGGAAUGUGUUCCGAAGGGCCAUGUGGCGCAGUGUGCAUGCCGCAGCGGCUACGAUGGCCAACCCGCCGACCGGGUGGCCGGCUGUAAGCCGCUGCCCUCUCCCUGUCAGGUCACCGGCGACUGUCCGACCAACACAUACUGCUCGGAUAGCGUCUGCAAACCUGCCUGUGUUCUGGACACCGAAUGUGGAGCAUUCGAAGUGUGUCAAGGUGGCCAAUGCUUCAAUCCCUGCCUUCAACCGCAGGCCUGUGGCCAGAAUGCCGAGUGCGUGAUGCAGAAUCAUCUGAAACAGUGUCAUUGCCCGGAGGGCUUCACCGGCGACUCUGCGAAGGAGUGUGUGCGUGUGCCGGUGGCCUGCGAUGGCGAGUGCGCUCCUGGAUAUACCUGCCGCGACUCCAUGUGCCUGCCCGAGUGCCACAACGAUCUGGAGUGCGCCUCCAACGAGAAGUGCCUGAAGGGCAGCUGUAUGCUGACCUGUCGGGUGGACAACGAUUGCUUCCUGGGUCACGUUUGCCUGCACAACAAGUGCGUGUAUGGCUGCCAUGUGGACGAUGACUGCAGUGCCUCAGAGUCUUGUCGCAACGAUAAGUGCGUAAACCCUUGUGUGGAGAAUCCCUGUGGUCCCAAUGCCGCCUGUUCGGUGUCCAACCACCGUGCUAGCUGCAGUUGUCUGGAGAGUAUGGUGCCCAAUCCCACACCCCAGGUGGGCUGCGUCCGUUCUCCCCCCUUGGAAUGCCGCGAGAAUCGCGACUGUGGAAAUGGAUUGGCUUGCUUCGAGUCGGUAUGCCGACCUCUAUGCGCCGAUGAUGCCGGCUGCUUGACCAACGAGCGUUGUCAGCAGGGAGUUUGCAAACCCCUUUGCCGCCACGACAAUGAGUGCGGUCAUGGAGAGCUCUGUCUGGGCCUGAAUUGCGUACCUGGAUGCCGUUCCGAUCAGGGUUGCCCCCAGGACUUGUCCUGCGUGGGUCAGCAGUGCGUGGAUCCAUGUGCAGAUCCCACUGCCUGCGGCACUAAUGCCCACUGCCAAACGAUCGAUCAUAGGAAACAGUGCUUAUGUCCAGAGGGUCUGGAUGGCAAUGCCAAUGUGGCCUGCAAGGUGCCUCGCAUUGCUUGCGGCAGGAACGAGGAUUGCCAAUCGAAUCAGCUAUGUUAUGCUGGCAGCUGUCAAGGAAAGUGCAGGAACGACCAGAACUGCCUGGCGGAUGAGCGUUGCAUGAGAGGAACAUGUAGAACCGUGUGCAACACCGAUGAGGCCUGUGCUCAGGGACAGAUUUGCGAAAACCGAAUGUGCCAGACUGGAUGUCGUACCGAUUUGAGUUGUGCCACCGACGAGGCCUGCGUGAACAAGAAAUGCCAGAAUCCGUGUCGCACACCCGGCCAAUGUGGCCAGUGUGCCGACUGUCUUGUAGUCAACCAUGGAGUCCAAUGCCAGUGUCCCGCCGCCUUCAUGGGAGACGGCUUGACUGGCUGUCAACUGCCGCCGGAACGCUGCCAUCCUGGCUGUGAAUGCGACGAAAAUGGAGCCUACUGUGCCGCCAAAUGCUCAAGAACCGAGGAUUGCGCCUGUGGACAACAGUGUGCCCGAGGAAAGUGCCGGAAUAAGUGCGGACCCAAGCGACAGUGUACGGUGGGUCAACUUUGCGAGAGAGGCGCCUGCAUUGCCGGGUGCAAGUCGAACGGUGAUUGUGCCGCCGACCAGAGCUGCGUCAAUGGAAAGUGCUCCGAUCCUUGUGCGAACGAGAAGGCUUGCGGACGUAAUGCUCUUUGCACCGUGUCCGAGCACCGGAUGCUCUGCUACUGUCCGGAUGGAUAUGAAGGCGAGCCCAGUAAGGAGUGCGUGCAGUUCGAGUGCCGUGUGGACACCGAUUGUGACAGCAAUAAGCGCUGCGACCAAGGAAAGUGCCGCAAUCCUUGCCUGGAGUAUGGAGCUUGUGGCACCAAUGCUCAGUGUCGGGUGGUGGGUCGCAAGGCCCAAUGUUCAUGUCCGCCGGACUUCUUUGGCAAUCCGGCUAGUGAGUGCCGACCCCUGGAAGGAGGAUGCUCAAGCAAACCCUGUGGUGAAAACUCCAAGUGCACUGAGGUGCCCGGAGGCUAUGAGUGCGCUUGCAUGGAUGGCUGCAUUGGUGAUGCCCACCAGGGAUGCCUUUGCGGCGGACCUCUAGUGAAUGCCUGUCGGGAUCAGCCAUGCGGACUGAAUGCCGCCUGCCACGUACUGGAAAACAAUCAAGCCGAAUGCUACUGCCCGGAGGACUUCCCCAAUGGUGAUGCCUAUGUACAAUGUUACUUGACCACGCCGAAGCAGGAUUGUCGUACCCUAGGAUGCGAAGUCGGCGGAUGUGUACGCCAGGGCUAUGAAUACGUUUGCCAGCAGGACACCGAACAAUGCUACUCAGAUACGGAUUGUCCCAGUGAAAAAUCAUGCCUCCAAGGACACUGCAGCGAUCCUUGUACAAUGCGUGGCGUGUGUGGUUUAAAUGCUCUCUGCAAAACCGUACUGCAUCGACCGCGCUGCUCCUGCCCCAGUUGCCACAUCGGUCGACCAGAGAUCGAGUGCAAGUCUGAUCCCAAGUGCCUGGCCGAGGAAACAGACCCAAAGACCAAGGAGCAGAUACCAUGCUCCGGUGACACCGAGUGUCCGGAGACGUUGCAGUGCGGCCAGUACGGCCAAUGCACAGAUCCGUGCAACAAUCCGCUCUUCAUCUGCGAGAGCAACAAGAAGUGCGAGACGAGACGUCACCAGCCCGUUUGUAUCUGCAAAUCGGGCUUCAUAGUGAAUGAGUUCGGAGAACUGACGUGCGCCCCCGACAAGCGGGAGUGCUAUCGCGACGAUGACUGCGCUUCGAACAUGGCCUGCACCGAUGGCAAGUGCCGCAAUCCCUGCAUCGUGCCCCUGGGCCGAGCCGCAAUUUGUGCCGAGAACAAGUCCUGCGAGGUGCAGAACCACAAGCCAGUGUGCAUUUGCAUGCGCGACUGCCAGCCAUCCAUAUCCAUUUGCCUGCGCGACGCCGGUUGUCCGGCUAGCCAGGCUUGCCGGAAGCUCAAGUGCGUCGAUCCGUGCGAGUUUGCCACAUGCGCACCCAACUCGCCAUGCAUUGUCGAGGAUCACAAGCCGAUAUGUAAAUUCUGCCCAGCUGGAUUUAUAGCCGAUGCCAAGAAUGGAUGUCAAAAAGAGAUCGGAUGCGCAUCGAGUGAUGAGUGCCCGUCCCAGCAGGCGUGCAUUAAUGCUCUUUGUGUGGAUCCUUGCACCUUUACCAAUCCCUGCAGCCGUAAUGAAGAUUGCCGUGUUUUUAACCAUCAGCCAUUGUGCUCAGCAGAGCACGGUCGCACGCCUGGCUGCGAACAUUGUCCACCAGGCGCAAACUGCGAUCCAACAACCGGUGCUUGUAUAAAGGCUAAUGUAACAAUAACAACUAUUACUACCAAGAACUCCACAUCUACCAAGAUACCAACGAAACCAAGAACAACAGCUAACCCAAACACAGGCGUCAAAACGACACCGACAACCACAAGGGUCACCACAAGAAAUACCACCACGACCACAACCACUACUACCACUACUUCCUCCACUAGCACUGAAUCGAGCACAAUCACAAGCGCUACUAACCAGACCAGUAAGAACCAAAAACCAGACACAGAAAGCACCACCUCCCACACUGAUGCCACGAGGCGGUAUCGCGAUGGUGAGAACAAUAUCACCGAUACUCCAACACCAAGGCCCACGAUCCACACGACCACGCUGCGGGGCGAAGGUAUCAUAAGUGACAGUCAGAGUCGGUCCACCACGACGCCCAAAAUGAAAACCACCCGACUGGAUACUUCCAACGAGGUCCCAGAUACCACCUCGCCGUGGCCAAUAGAGCUCCCAACCACGGAGGGCACCACCACGGAGGUCUACAACACCAUGAUUGCCCCGGUGGUCAACACCACUGACACCUCAUUAAUUAACCCAUGUACAGUAGAUACUAAUUGUGCCCCUAACGAGCACUGCAAGCUGGGCCAUUGCCGUAAAAAAGAACCGCCGGGUUCACCGAAAACGCCCGAACCCUGUCAAUCUAACAACGACUGCAUUGAGAGCGAGGCCUGUUACAUGGGACUGUGCCAGGAUCCUUGCGAAUUUGCCAAGAUUUGUGCCGCGACUGCCAAGUGCACCGCCAAGAGUCAUCGACCAGUGUGCACCUGUCCGCAUGGCCAUGAGGGCAAUCCGAUGGUCAAAUGUGUAACCACUCAAACCUCAAUUGAAUGCACCGACGAUUCGGACUGCGGUGUCACGGAAGCGUGCAUCAACCAGCUGUGCCAGCAUCCUUGCGAUGUCCACGAUCCUUGUGCCACGAAUGCUGUUUGCAUCAAUAGCAACCAUGCAGCUGACUGCAGCUGUGCGGAUGGCUUCCAGGGCAAUGGAUUUGUUGGCUGUCAGCCAGCACGUUCCCAUGUCUGCCAAUACAACGAGGACUGUCCACCGACGAAGCUCUGCGAUCGGCUGAACCGCCGCUGCAUCAAUCCCUGUCAAGAGGACUCUUGCGGCGAGAAUGCCGAGUGCAUACCUGUGAACCAUGGUACUGACUGCCGCUGCCUGCCCGGAUUCCUGGGAAAUGCCUACGUGCAGUGUCUUCCUAGUCAGGGAUGCCGCUCCGAUUCCGAAUGUGAUAGUAGUCAGGCCUGCAUCAAUGGAAAGUGUUCAUCGCCCUGCCAAUGUGGAGCCUAUGCCCUCUGCGAUGUGGUCAAUCAUCGUGGUGUUUGCAAGUGCCCUCCCGGCUACAACGGAAAUCCACAGGUGGGCUGCAGUCCGCCUCAAGAUCCAUGCGAUCCCAAUCCAUGCGGCUUAAAUGCCUUGUGCGAACUGGACAAUGGAAACCCCAUCUGCUACUGCCCGAAGGGUCUUACCGGAAAUCCGUUCAAAAAUUGCAUUCCUGAGGGAGAUGAGUGCACACCGAAUCCCUGUGGUCCCAACUCCGGUUGUCGUCGCGUAGGUGGAAACCCGGUUUGCUUCUGCCUGCCGGAAUAUGAGGGUCAGCCACCGUCGAUUCCUUGUGAGCUGCCUUCGAAUCCUUGCGACCCAUCGCCUUGCGGGCCAAACACUCAAUGUUCCGUACUCAGCAACGGUUUCUCCAAGUGCACCUGCCUGCCGAACUAUGUGGAGAGUCCGAACACCAUUCGUGGAUGUGUUGAACCAAUUAACCCGUGUGACCCGAACCCUUGUGGAACUGGUGCAAUCUGCGAUUCAUCGCGCCAGCCCGUGUGUUACUGUCCGGACAACAAGAUCGGCAAUCCUUUCAGACUGUGUGACAAACCUGCAGUUACCAUUGAACUUUGCCAGCCAGGACCAUGUGGCCGAAACGCCGAGUGCUAUGUGGCUGGAAAUCGAGAGGAGUGCUACUGCCGCUCGGGAUAUGUGGGAGAUGCUUACCAGGGAUGCCGUGAACCGAGUCGCACCGUUUGCGACCCCAAUCCUUGUGGACCUAAUGCCAACUGCGUUGUGGCUGGCGACGGACAAACCGCAUGCGUUUGUCCAGACGGUUUAUCAGGAGAUCCCACGUCCCCCAUUGGAUGCCAUGGGUAUGAAUGCCAGGUGGAUGCCGAUUGUCCAAACAGCAAGGCCUGCAUGGGCUAUCGCUGCUACGAUCCCUGUCCGGGAGCCUGUGGCCAAGGGGCACACUGCCAAGUUGAGGAACAUCACCCAGUUUGCUCUUGUAACGCCGGUUUGACUGGCAAUCCUGGAAUUCGCUGCUAUGCUUUGGACCAUCCCAAAACGAAUCCUUGCGUUCCAAGCCCUUGUGGCCGAAAUAGCGAGUGCAAGUUGCUGAAUAACCGAGCUGUCUGUUCCUGCAUCCCAGGUUACCUGGGCGAUCCCCAAUCGGGAUGCCAGCCUGAGUGCGACAUCAACUCGGAUUGCGGUGAUACCUUGUCGUGCAUCAACCACAAGUGCGUGGAUCCCUGUGCCGGAGCGAUCUGUGGAAUCAAUGCUAUCUGUAAUGUUCGCCAGCAUACGCCAGUAUGUCUUUGCCUUGACGGCUUCGUCGGCGACGCCUUUUUGCAAUGCGUUCCUAUUGGAAUACUGAAGAACGUUUCUCGGGAUCCGUGUGCGCCGUCACCUUGUGGUCCUCAUGACGUGUGUUCGGUAUACGGCGAUGGAGUGGCCCUUUGUGAUCCCUGCUUUGGACCCAAUGCCCAGCAGAAUCCUCGCUGCAGACCCGAGUGCGUGGCCAAUUCGGAUUGUCCGUUUGAUCGCGCGUGUUUGGGCCAGCGUUGUCUGGAUCCAUGUCCCGGAUCCUGUGGGCGGAAUGCUAUCUGCAAUGUCUACGAGCAUAACCCCGUAUGCGCUUGUCCAACAGGACUAUUUGGAAAUCCCUACGAACAGUGCACGACUAAGUCGGUUGUCGAGCAGCCACCACAACCAAGCUGCGCCAAACUCCAUUGCGGUGCCAAUGCGGAGUGCAAGCGUCAGCACAGCGGCCUUGCCUGCGUCUGCCGUAAGGGUUACUUCGGAGACCCACAUAUUGGUUGUCGGCCAGAGUGUGUUCUCAACAGUGACUGUCCCGCUGAAAAGGCCUGCUUGAACUCCAAGUGCGUAGAGGCGUGUAACGGAGUGUGUGGCGUUAAUGCCGUUUGCCGUGUGGUUAACCAUGCGCCAGUUUGCAUAUGUGCCGAGGGAUAUAGUGGAGAUGCCUCUAUUGCCUGCAAUCCAUUCUAUCUGCCACCUCCAGAGCGACCUCAUCCGUGUGAGCCAUCGCCAUGCGGACCAAACUCUCGAUGCAAGGCCACCCCUGAUGGCUAUGCAGCCUGUUCCUGCCUGCCCAACUUCAAAGGAGCUCCACCAGUCUGUCAGCCAGAGUGUGUGGUUAGCUCGGAGUGUGCUCCCAACCAGGCAUGUCUGAAUCAGAGGUGCGCAGAUCCAUGCCCAGGUAUUUGCGGUGGUGGAGCUCGCUGCGAAGUGCUUAACCAUAACCCCAUCUGCUCUUGUGAGGCCAACUUCGAGGGUGAUCCGUUUGUGGCGUGCUCACCCAUUCAGGAUCCAGGUCGCGACAUCUCUGUGCCAAAGAACCCGUGCGUGCCAUCUCCUUGCGGACCCAACUCCAUUUGCCAGAUUAAACAAAACCGACCAGUCUGCUCCUGUGUGGCCAACUAUAUAGGCAGCCCGCCGUAUUGCCGACCGGAGUGCACGCUGAGCAGUGAGUGUCCAUCGGACAAGGCCUGCAUCAACGAAAAGUGCCAGAAUCCGUGUGCCAACGUAUGUGGACACAAUGCCCGUUGUACGGUUAUCGCCCACUCCGCCCACUGCAGUUGCGAUGAGGACUACGAGGGAGAUGCCUUCAUUGGUUGCUCUAAGAAAAUUGCAGAAAGGCCCGGCGAUCACAUUGAUCCAUGCUACCCCAACCCAUGUGCCGAGAACGCUGUUUGCACGCCUUACAAUAAUGCCGCGCGAUGCACCUGCAUUGAGCCAUACAAUGGCGAUCCCUACAGUACCGGAUGUCGACCGGAAUGUAUCUACAGCUCGGAAUGCCCCUCAUCACUGGCCUGCAUCAAGCAGCACUGUCGCGAUCCUUGCACGGCUGCUUGUGGAGCGAAUGCCGAGUGUGCGGUGGUUAACCAUUUGCCCUCUUGCAGUUGCACCAGAGGAUUUGAGGGUAAUCCGUUUGACGGAUGCAAGCGGGUGGCCAUUGUGCGACCCGAAAGCGUGUGUGAGCCCAAUCCUUGUGGACCGAACAGUAUCUGUCGCUCUGUAGAGGGACAUCCUACGUGCAGUUGCCAGGUUGGCUACUUCGGAGCUCCGCCGCAGUGCAGACCUGAAUGUGUGGUCAGCUCAGAGUGUGCGCAGCAUUUGUCCUGCAUAAAUCAGAAGUGUAUGGAUCCAUGUGUGGAUACUUGUGGAUUCAACGCCAAAUGUCAAGUCAACAACCACAAUCCCAUCUGCUCCUGUCCAGCCAACUAUGAGGGAAAUCCAUUUGAGCAAUGUGUGCCUAAAUCUGCAGAUCCACACCACAACGUGGAUCCUUGCCUGCCCAGCCCAUGCGGUUCCAAUUCCAUUUGCCGAAAUGUGAACAAUAGAGCGGAGUGCUCUUGUGCGCCAGGAAUGUUCGGAGCACCACCUAACUGUCGACCAGAGUGUGUGAUUAACCAGGAUUGCCCAUCAAAUCGGGCUUGUAUACGACAGCGGUGCGAGGAUCCUUGCAUUGGAAUUUGCGGCUUCAAUGCCGUGUGCUCCACGCAGAACCACCAGCCCAAGUGCAGUUGCAUUGAAAGCUUUGAGGGUGAUCCGUACACCGCCUGCAGAAUGCGUGAGAUCGUGGUGCUAGAUCCACCCACCGAUCCAUGCUACCCAUCGCCAUGUGGUGCGAAUGCCAUUUGUCGCGUGCGCAACGGAGCCGGCUCCUGUUCCUGUAUCCAAAAUUACUUUGGCGACCCCUAUAUCAACUGCCGCCCUGAAUGCGUCCAGAAUAGCGAUUGUCCCAGUAACCGUGCCUGUAUAAACAUGAAGUGCCACGAUCCUUGCGCCAAUGCAUGUGGAUUUAAUGCCAUUUGCCGGGUGGCUCAUCAUCAGCCCAUCUGCAGUUGUGAACCUCACUUCACAGGCAAUCCACUGCGCGCAUGCGUCGAGAGGCCCACAAACAUGUACCUUCCCCUGCCCAAAGACCCUUGUAGACCGUCGCCUUGUGGCCUGUUCAGCACGUGCCAUGUAGUUGGGGAUCGACCUGUGUGUGCCUGUUUGCCAGACUACAUGGGUGCUCCGCCCAACUGCAGGCCCGAGUGUAUGACCAGUGCCGAGUGUCCUUCGGAUAGGGCCUGUAUUAACCAGCGCUGCAAAGAUCCUUGUCCUGGAACGUGUGGCUACAAUGCCCGCUGUCGUUGCACCAAUCAUUCGCCAAUUUGCAGUUGCUACGAUGGCUACACCGGGGAUCCGUUCCACCAGUGCGUUCCUGAAAGAAAACCACCACCAAUAGCUGAUCCUAUUGUUCCGCCCAAUCCUUGUGUGCCAUCACCCUGUGGACCCAACUCUCAGUGCCAGGUUUCCAGCAGUGGAGCAGUGUGCUCCUGCGUAACCAAUUACAUAGGACGACCACCUGGUUGUCGGCCAGAGUGCAGCAUCAAUUCCGAGUGCCCGGCCAGAAUGGCCUGCAUCAAUGCUCGAUGUGCCGAUCCGUGCAUAGGAUCGUGUGGAAAUAACGCACUCUGCCAUGUCAGCCUCCAUGCACCAGUGUGCAUGUGUGAGCCCGGAUUUUCCGGCGAUCCAUUCUCCGGCUGCUACAAGAUUAUUGAGACCCCCAUUGAGGUAAUCCAACCGUGCCGCCCCAGCCCUUGCGGCUUAAAUGCCCUUUGCGAGGAGCGGAAUCAAGCCGCCGCCUGCAAGUGUCUUCCGGAAUACUUUGGAGAUCCCUAUGUCGAGUGUCGCCCCGAGUGCGUCAUCAACUCGGACUGUCCCAGGUCGCGAGCUUGCGUCAAUCAAAAGUGCGUGGAUCCCUGUCCGGGAAUGUGCGGUCACAACGCCCUGUGCGCCGUCUUCAACCACGCUCCCAACUGCGAAUGCCUACCUGGUUACACGGGCAACCCCAUCGUUGGUUGUCACAUAGUCCCUGAUAUUCCACGCUAUCCCGACCCCAUAGUGCCCGAAAACCCUUGCCAACCCUCGCCCUGUGGCCUCUACAGCAACUGUCGUCCGGUCAAUGGCCACGCAGUCUGCUCCUGUGUGCCCAGCUACAUCGGCUCUCCUCCCAACUGCCGGCCCGAGUGCAUGAGCAGCUCGGAGUGCGCGCAGGACAAGUCGUGCCUUAACGAGCGCUGCAAGGAUCCCUGCCCAGGCACCUGCGGCAAUAACGCGCUCUGUCGCGUGGUCAACCACAACCCCAUCUGCUCCUGCAGUCCCGGCUUCAGCGGUGAUCCCUUCGUGCGCUGCUUCCCACAAGAGAAGCGGCCGCCCAUUACCCAUGACCGCAUCGAACCGUGUGUGCCCUCGCCAUGUGGGCCCAACUCAGAGUGCCGGGUGUCGGCCGCCAAUGAGCAGGCUGUCUGCUCAUGCUUGCAGCAUUACGUGGGUAGGGCGCCAAAUUGCCGGCCGGAGUGUACAUCCGACUCUGAGUGCCCCGGCAAUUUGGCCUGCAUCAAUCUGCGCUGCCGGGAUCCGUGUGUCGGUACCUGCGGCAUACAGACCACUUGCCUUGUAAAUAAUCAUAGACCCAUUUGCCGCUGCAUUGACGGCUAUGCAGGGGAUCCAUUCUCAGAGUGUAGUCCGAAGAUUAUUGUCCCGGUGGAAGUGGCACAGCCCUGCAACCCGAGUCCCUGCGGCGCCAAUGCUGUGUGCAAGGAGCGCAAUGGAGUGGGUUCCUGCUCCUGCCUACCGGAGUAUAAUGGAGACCCGUACACGGAGUGCCGCCCAGAGUGCGUGCUGAAUAGUGACUGCUCGAAGAACCGUGCCUGCCUCAACAACAAGUGUCGCGAUCCCUGUCCGGGAGUCUGUGGCGUCUCUGCCGAGUGCCACGUGAUCAACCACGCACCCAGCUGCAGUUGUCCUUCCGGUUUCACUGGCAAUCCCUCGCAAUUUUGUCGGGAGAUACCAAGAUUGCCCGCUCCCGUUGAACCUUGUCGGCCUUCGCCCUGCGGACCUUACAGCCAGUGCCGUGAGGUUAACGGACAUGCGGUCUGCUCCUGCGCUACCAAUUACAUUGGCACACCGCCCGCCUGUCGUCCGGAGUGCUCGGUGAGCUCCGAGUGCGCUCAGGACAGGGCAUGUGUGAACCAGCGCUGUGCGGACCCGUGUCCCGGUACCUGUGGCAAUGAAGCUAUCUGCAAAGUGACCAACCACAACCCGAUCUGCUCCUGCCCAGCCGGCUACAGUGGCGAUCCUUUCGUUCGCUGUGCGCCGUGGCAGGAGGAACCAGAGCAACCCAAGUCCAAUGAAAAUCCUUGUGUGCCCAGUCCCUGUGGACGCAAUUCUCAGUGUCGUGUCGUGGGCGAGACGGGUGUGUGCUCCUGUCUGCCAAAUUUCGUAGGCAGGGCGCCUAAUUGCCGUCCAGAGUGCACCAUCAACACAGAGUGUUCUGCCAACCUGGCCUGCAUCAAUGAGCGCUGUCAGGAUCCCUGUCCGGGAUCCUGCGGCUUUAAUGCUUACUGCAGCGUGGUAAACCACUCGCCCAUGUGCACCUGCGACACUGGUUACACAGGUGACCCCUUCGCCGGCUGCAAUCCACAACCUCCAGCCAUAUCCGAUGAGCGUUUGACCCCCUGCCAACCCUCGCCCUGUGGUCCCAAUGCCGAGUGCCGUGAGCGCAACGGAGCCGGCUCCUGUACUUGUCUGCCGGAAUAUUUCGGUGAUCCGUACAGUGGCUGCCGUCCCGAAUGCGUGGUGAACAGUGAUUGUUCGCGCGACAAGUCGUGCGUCAACCAGAAAUGCGUAGACCCGUGUCCAGGUGUUUGUGGUUUGAAUGCCCAGUGUCGUGUGUCCAAUCAUCUUCCCAGUUGCUCAUGCCUGGCUGGAUACACUGGAAAUCCGUCGAGCGCGUGCCGUGAAAUUCCCCAGUUGCCCCCACCACCCGAACGGGAUGAGAACCCCUGUAGACCAUCUCCCUGUGGUCCCUAUAGUCAGUGCCGCGAGGUCGACGGCCAUGCCGUGUGCUCCUGCCUUCAGGGCUUCAUCGGAUCGGCUCCCAACUGCCGGCCCGAGUGCGUCAUUAGCUCGGAUUGCGCCCAAAAUCUUAACUGUCAGAAUCAAAAGUGCGUGGACCCGUGCCCGGGUACAUGUGGCAUCGAGGCCCGCUGCCAGGUCAUUAACCACUAUCCCGCAUGCUCCUGUGCCCCAGGUUUUACCGGAGAUCCCUUCAACCGGUGCACCAAGAUAUUGUUGGAGCCCCCACCCACCGAUAAGUCUGGUAAUCCCUGCAUCCCAUCACCAUGCGGACCCAACUCGAAAUGCCUCGAUGUCCGUGGUUCGCCUGCAUGCUCCUGUCUGCCCGACUACCUGGGACGUCCGCCAAACUGCCGGCCCGAGUGCCUCAGUAGUGCCGACUGUCCUGCCAAUCUGGCCUGUGUGAACCAGCGCUGCUCGAAUCCAUGCAUCGGCGCUUGCGGCCUGCACUCCGUGUGCACGGUCAUCAAGCACCGACCAGCGUGCGAGUGUGUGCCCGGUUACACCGGAGAUCCCUUCUCAGGCUGUGCGAUCGUACAGCAAAUUGCCCCGCCGGACGAGACAAGAAAUCCUUGCAAUCCCAGCCCCUGCGGAGCAAAUGCCAUUUGCCGGGAGCGCAAUGGAGCUGGCUCUUGCGCCUGUCUGCCCGAGUACUUUGGUGAUCCGUACAGUGGAUGCCGACCGGAAUGUGUCCAGAACGACGAUUGUGAUCGCACGCGUGCCUGCAUCAACAACAAGUGUCAGGAUCCAUGUCCCGGAGCCUGCGGCAUCAACGCUGAGUGCAGGGUCCUAAAUCACGGACCGAACUGCAACUGUUUCGAUGGCUACACUGGAGAUCCGCAUCGCUCGUGCUCGUUAAUCGAGGUGGUCACCAUACGACCGGAGCCAUGCAAGCCAUCACCCUGCGGACCGUACAGCCAGUGCUUGGACACCAACAGUCAUGCAGUGUGCAGCUGCUUGGAAGGCUACAUUGGAGCACCGCCUAGCUGCAAACCGGAAUGUGUGGUCAGUUCGGAGUGCCCACAGAACAGGGCUUGCAUUAACCAGAAGUGCCAGGAUCCUUGUCGAGGAUCUUGUGGCAAUAAUGCUAAAUGCCAAGUGGUGAACCACAACCCCAUCUGUACCUGCCAGCCAGGCAUGACAGGUGAUCCGAUAUCCGGCUGUCAGCCCACGCCUGAAGUCAAGAACGUGGAAAAUCCGUGUGUGCCGUCACCAUGUGGACCGAACUCUGUUUGCCGAGAGAUUGGAAACCAAGCAGCUUGUUCCUGUAACGCGGGCUACAUUGGACGCCCGCCCACUUGCCGACCGGAAUGUACAAACAAUGACGAGUGCCAGAAUCAUCUCUCCUGUCAGCAGGAGCGCUGCGUGGAUCCAUGCCCCGGUUCGUGUGGUAGCAACGCCAUCUGCCAGGUGGUGCAGCAUAAUGCUGUAUGCUCCUGCGCCGAUGGAUACGAGGGAGAGCCACUCUUUGGUUGCCAGCUGAUUCCAGCAGUGACGCCCACCGAGUCGCCAUCAUCGCCCUGCGAACCAUCACCAUGCGGUCCUCAUGCCGAGUGUCGGGAGAGGAAUGGAGCUGGAGCUUGCUACUGUCACGAUGGAUUCGAGGGUAAUCCCUACGAUGCCCAACGAGGAUGCCGACGAGAGUGCGAGAAUAACGAUGAUUGUUCCGCUGUCCAAGCCUGUUCUCGUUUCAAAUGCGUCGAUCCAUGCAACAAUAUCUGCGGAGACUAUGCGAUUUGCACAGUUGAUAAACAUGUGCCCACUUGUGACUGCCCGCCUGGAUACACUGGAGAUCCGUUCUUCAGCUGCAAACCCGUGCCGGUCACACCGCGUCCUCCGCUUAACCCAUGCAAUCCAUCUCCAUGUGGACCCAACAGCAAUUGUCGUGCGAUGAACAACCAGGCAGUGUGUUCCUGCCAGGCGGGUUUCAUCAACCAGCCGCCCAACUGCAAACCGGAAUGCGUGGUCAGCGCCGAGUGUGCUCCGGAAAGAGCAUGUGUAAACAAGAAGUGCGUUGAUCCCUGUCAGCAUACCUGCGGCAUCCGGGCUAUCUGCACCACCAAGAACCACAGUCCCAUCUGCACAUGUCCCAGGACGAUGACUGGAGAUCCGUUUGUUGAGUGCACUAGAGUUGCAAUCACCAAUGACAAUACAACACCGUCGCCGGCUCCCGCAUCCUGUGUGCCUUCGCCUUGUGGACCCAAUGCCAAGUGUCAGAUCGUGGGCAAUAGUCCGGCAUGCUCCUGCCUGCCGAACUUCAUCGGGGCUCCGCCUCGUUGUCGCCCGGAGUGCGUGCUGAACUCGGAAUGCGGACCUACGGAAGCUUGUAUUAACCAAAAGUGUGCCGAUCCUUGCUCUGGAUCCUGCGGAUUCGAGGCCAAGUGCCAUGUGCUCAACCACCUGCCCAUCUGCAACUGCAUUGAGGGCUUCGAGGGAGAUCCGUUUGUGCGUUGCACGAAGAAGGAAGAAGAUAGAUCUCCCCUACCCAAGAAUGAUCCAUGCAACCCGAACCCGUGUGGACAAAAUGCGGACUGCUUUGCCGGAGAGUGCCGCUGCCAAAAUAACUACCAAGGCAAUGCCUACGAGGGAUGUCGUCCUGAGUGCACGCUGUCGGCGGAUUGUCCUAGGGACAAGGCCUGUAUGCGAAACCGCUGUGUGGAUCCCUGUCCAGGAAUCUGCGGUAACAAUGCCGUGUGUGAGGUGAUGAACCACAUUCCGGUGUGCUCAUGCGUCAAGGGCUAUGAGGGUGAUCCGUUCGUGAACUGUCGUGUGAAACCCGUCGUGGAGGACCCUAUUAUUGAGGCCUGCUCUCCAUCGCCAUGCGGUUCCAACAGUCAGUGUCGAGACGUUAACGGACAUGCGGUUUGCUCUUGCCUGGUUGGUUAUAUUGGAUCACCGCCCCAGUGCCGUCCCGAGUGUGUGGUGUCCAGCGAGUGCUCCGCCUUACAAGCUUGUGUCAACAAGAAGUGCGUGGAUCCAUGCGCUGCAGCUUGUGGUCUGGAGGCCCGUUGUGAGGUCAUCAAUCAUAGUCCGAUUUGUGGCUGCCCACCUGGCCGAACUGGAGAUCCGUUCAAGCAAUGCGUUGUCCUGCAACCGAUUCCUGCCCCAGAUGUAAAGACACCGCCUCAAGAUCCCUGCGUGCCAUCGCCGUGCGGACCCAACUCGAUUUGCAAGAAUGAUAGGAAUGGUCCCGUCUGCCAAUGCCAAGCAGAGUUCUUUGGCUCGCCGCCCAACUGUCGACCCGAGUGCAUCAUCAAUCCGGACUGUCAAUCUACGCAGGCGUGCAUCAACAACAAAUGCAGCAAUCCAUGCCCAGAAUCAUGCGGAACCAAUGCCGAGUGUCGUGUCAUCGGGCACGCUGUGUCCUGCUCAUGUCCAGCAGGAUACGCCGGCAACGCCUUUGUUCAGUGUGUGCCGCAGCAAGAGGAGCCACCGAAGCCUUGCCAGCCAUCGCCAUGUGGUCCAAAUGCCGAGUGCAUUGAACGGAACGGAGCCGCUGCCUGCAAAUGUAUUGAUGAGUACCAGGGUAACCCGUACGAGGGUUGUCGUCCCGAGUGCGUACUGAGCUCAGAUUGUCCCACGGACAAGACAUGCAUCCGCAACAAGUGCCAGGAUCCUUGCCCAGGAAUUUGUGGAUUGAACGCCCAGUGCUAUGCUGUGAACCAUGUGCCCAACUGUGUCUGCGACGAUGGCUACACAGGAGAUCCGUUCGCCAGUUGUCGUCGAGUGGAGGUCACAACACCACCACCAGUUGCAGAUCCUUGCAUUCCGUCCCCCUGCGGAGCCAACAGCAAAUGCAGGGUCGCCAAUGGCUUAGCCGUAUGCUCAUGCCUGGAUACAUUUAUUGGAGCCCCACCGAAUUGCAAACCAGAGUGCACAGUUAAUGCCGAGUGUCCUUCGACCAAGGCGUGUCACAAGUUCCGUUGCGCUAAUCCUUGCGCCAAGACGUGUGGCCUGAAUGCGAAGUGUGAAGUGAUUAACCAUAAUCCCAUCUGUAGUUGUCCCUUGGACAUGACGGGUGAUCCAUUCGCUCGCUGCUACCCAGCUCCGCCACCGCCGCCGCCAGGACCCAAGGAUGAGCCCGUUAGGAGACCAUGCCAACCCUCGCCAUGUGGAUUGAACUCGGAAUGCAGAGUGCGUGACGAUCAGGCCUCGUGCUCUUGCCUGCCCAACUUUAUAGGAGCACCACCCAACUGCCGACCCGAAUGUGUUGUAAACACGGAUUGUGCGCCGGACCGAGCUUGCAUUGCCGAGAAGUGCCGUGAUCCUUGCGAUGGAUCCUGCGGAGUCGGCUCCGAAUGUCGUGUUCAGAACCACUUGGCCAUCUGCACUUGCCCUGGAGGAUUCACCGGUGAUCCGUUUGUUCGUUGCUUCGAGUACAUCGAAGAGAUCACAAAGUCACCUCCACUCACACAAGAUCCUUGCGAUCUGCAGCCAUGCGGAUCAAAUGCGGAGUGCCGAAACGGCAUCUGUAGCUGCCUCUCGGACUACCAGGGAGAUCCCUACACCGGCUGUCGUCCAGAGUGUACAUUGAGUACUGACUGCGCCCCUACCAAGGCUUGCUUGAACAAGAAGUGUGUUGAUCCUUGCCCAGGAGUAUGUGGCCAGAACUCGCAGUGUGAUGUUUCGAACCACAUACCGAUUUGCAGUUGCCUGCAGGGCUACACAGGCGAUCCGUUUGUCCACUGUCGCCACGAGACGCCGGUCGCCAAGGAUCCAUGCCAACCGAACCCAUGCGGCCCCAACAGCUUGUGCCACAUAUCCGGACAAGGACCUGUCUGCGCCUGCCAACCGGGAAUGUUGGGCUCACCGCCCGCCUGCAAACCAGAGUGCAUUGUCAGCUCCGAGUGCUCGUUGCACACUGCCUGUGUGAACAGAAAGUGCGUCGAUCCUUGCCCCGGAGCCUGUGGGCAAUUUGCUCGCUGCCAGGUGAUCAACCACAACCCGUCGUGCUCAUGCAACACGGGCUACACUGGUGAUCCGUUUACGCGAUGCUACCAGGAGGAACGCAAGCCACCACCGACACCAGAAAACCCAUGCCAGCCAUCUCCUUGCGGACCGAAUUCCGAGUGCAAGGUGCUGAAUGGAAACGCUGCCUGUUCGUGUGCGGCCACCUUCAUUGGAACGCCACCAAGCUGCCGACCCGAGUGCUCCAUCAAUCCGGAAUGUCCACCAACCAAGGCUUGUAUCCGCCAAAAGUGCUCGGAUCCGUGUGUGAAUGCCUGUGGAUUUAAUGCCCGCUGCAAUGUGGCCAAUCAUCAACCCAUCUGCACAUGCGAUGUGGGCUAUACUGGAGAUCCGUUUACUGGCUGUCAGAAGGAGCAAGAACGCAUUGUCAAUGAGCAGGUGACUCCCUGCGAGCCCAAUCCCUGUGGCUCGAAUGCGGUUUGCCGUGAGAGGAAUGGCAUCGGUUCCUGCCAGUGCCUGCCCGAUCACUUUGGUGACCCGUAUCAGUCGUGUCGUCCGGAGUGCGUACGCCACUCGGACUGCGCCUCCAAUAAGGCGUGCCAACAGCAGAAGUGUCGCGAUCCCUGUCCAGGCACCUGCGGCAGCAAUGCGGACUGCAGUGUUACGAACCAUCUGCCCACCUGUACAUGCCGCAUUGGAUACACGGGUGAUCCGUACCGUUACUGCCACGUGGACCCGCCCCAGCUCCCUGCCCGAGUGACCGAACCAUCACAACCUUGCCGCCCCUCACCUUGUGGUCCCAACUCGCAGUGCCGCGAACUCAACGGCCAGGCCGUGUGCUCCUGCCUGGAGCUCCACAUCGGCCUGCCACCCAACUGUCGACCCGAGUGUGUGUUGAGCACAGAGUGUCCCACCGAUAAGGCUUGCAUCAGUCAACGUUGUCAGGAUCCGUGUCCAGGCACUUGUGGCAUCAGUGCCGAGUGCCGGGUGCGUAAUCAUAGUCCUCUGUGUCAGUGUCGUCAAGGUUUCACCGGUGAUUCCUUUACCCGUUGCUAUCCCCUGCCACCUCCACCGCCUGUAAUCGAACGAGUUGAGCGUGAUCCUUGCCUGCCAUCGCCCUGCGGAUUGAAUAGCCAAUGCCGCAAUGUACAAGGUGUCCCAUCCUGUAGCUGUCUGCCAGAGUUCUUGGGUGCACCACCCAACUGUAGGCCGGAGUGCACGAUCAGUGCAGAGUGUCCCUCAAAUCUCGCUUGCAUACGGGAGAAGUGCAUAGAUCCCUGUCCCGGUUCCUGUGGCUAUGCCGCCGAGUGUAGUGUAGUUAACCAUACGCCCAUUUGUGUCUGUCCCGCUGGCUUUACGGGUGAUCCGUUCUCCAGUUGUCGUCCAGCGCCGCCACCAGAGCCCGUACAAAGCGAAUAUGUGGAUCCCUGUAACCCAUCACCUUGUGGCUCGAAUGCCCAAUGCAACGCAGGAGUCUGUACUUGUCUGGCCGAAUUCCAUGGCGAUCCCUACUCUGGUUGCCGUCCCGAGUGUGUUCUAAACUCCGACUGUCCCAGGGACAAGGCUUGCCAUCGCAGCAAGUGCGUAAACCCAUGUCCAGGAACUUGUGGCGAGAAUGCCAUUUGCGAUGUCAUCAAUCACAUACCCAUGUGCAGAUGUCCCGAACGCACCGCUGGCAGCGCGUUUAUCCGCUGCUCUCCUGUGCAGAGUACGUCGAAUUGGUUAACCUUCUCAAAAGCUCCUCUAACAAUUGUCCCCCUAGUUACCGUAUCUAAUCCCUGCCGACCCUCACCUUGUGGUCCAAACUCGCAGUGCCGAGAGACUAAUCAGCAAGCGGUGUGUUCAUGCCUGCCAAGCUUCAUUGGAACUCCGCCAUCCUGCAGACCCGAGUGCACCUCGAAUGCGGAGUGUGCACCCACUCAAGCUUGCCUGAACCAACGGUGUGGAGAUCCCUGCCCCGGAACAUGUGGAGUUGGUGCUAAUUGCGCUGUUGUCAGCCAUAGCCCCUUCUGCACAUGUCCUGAGAGGUUUACGGGUAAUCCCUUCAUUCGUUGCCAGCCCCAGAGUAAGACCAAUAGGCCGGAAAAAGAGUCAUCUUUACAUGAGUUAACUUUCCCAGUUGAACCUCCCGUUCGUGAUGUUGUGCCCGUUGAUCCAUGUCGCCCAUCUCCCUGUGGACCUUAUUCCCAGUGUCGCCCUGUUGGCGAGGCCCCUGCCUGUUCCUGUCUGGAGACCUAUAUUGGACGUCCUCCGAACUGUCGACCAGAGUGUGUGACCAGCUCGGACUGCACCAGCCAACAGGCCUGUGUGAACCAGAAGUGUGUCGACCCUUGUCCAGGACGCUGUGGCCUUAAUGCCGAGUGCUUUGUGGUUAGCCACGCCGUGCAAUGUAUUUGCCAGCAGGGCUUCAGCGGAGACCCGUUCGUGCAGUGCAAACCGGAGAUCGCAUAUGAAAAUGAAAUCCGUACUCCGUGCAGUCCGAGUCCUUGUGGGCCGAAUGCCGUGUGCCGUGAUCGCAACGGAGUUGGAUCCUGCCAGUGCCUGCCGGAAUACUUUGGAGAUCCUUACGCAGGCUGUCGCCCGGAGUGCAUGCUUGACUCGGACUGUCCGUCCAACCGGGCGUGCCAACAACUGAGAUGCCAGGACCCAUGCCCCGGAACCUGUGGACUGAAUGCCAACUGUCAAGUGGUGAACCAUCUGCCAACCUGUACUUGCCUGACCGGAUUUGUGGGUGACCCAUACCGUCAAUGUAAUCGACUGCCAGAACCUCCGCAAAACGAGUAUGUGAACCCAUGUCAGCCGACACCUUGUGGUCCCAACUCCCAGUGCCGCGUUUCGAAUGAGCAGGCGGUUUGCUCUUGCCUGCCCCUGUUCGUAGGAACUCCACCAUCCUGCCGACCCGAGUGUACCAUCUCCUCGGAGUGUUCUGCUGAUAGGGCUUGUGUAAAUCAGAAAUGUGUGGAUCCUUGCGCGGCGGAUACAUGCGGCAAUAAUGCCAUAUGUAGAGUGCGCAACCACAGCCCUAUUUGCAGUUGCAUUAACGGCUACACAGGCGACGCCUUUACUCGAUGCUUCCCUAUUCCACCGCCGAUUAUUGAGACCAAGGACGAACCUUUGAGGGAUCCCUGUAUACCAACACCCUGUGGUCCUAACUCCGAGUGCCGGAAUAUCAAUGGUGUGCCUGCCUGUUCCUGUCUGGCUAAUUUCAUUGGCCAGGCACCAAAUUGUCGCCCUGAGUGCACGAUCAACUCCGAAUGUCCCAGCCAGCUGGCGUGUAUUAACCAAAAGUGUCGCGAUCCCUGCCCAGGAGCCUGCGGUCAGAACGCCGUUUGCAGUGUCAUCAAUCACACACCACUGUGUGCCUGCAUCGAUGGUUAUAUAGGAAAUCCGUUUACCAGCUGCAACCCCAAACCUCCAGAACCCCCCGCGCCACCAGUUGCCGACGAUCCUUGCAAUCCAUCGCCUUGCGGAGCUAAUGCUCUGUGCCGUAAUGGCCAAUGCUCUUGUAUACCUGAGUACCAAGGGGAUCCAUACGUCUCGUGUCGUCCUGAGUGUGUGCUCAACACCGAUUGCCCAAGGGAUCGGGCCUGUGUGCGCAACAAAUGCAUCGAUCCCUGUCCUGGAACCUGUGGGGUGAACGCCCUGUGCGAGGUUAAUAACCAUAUCCCUAUUUGCCGUUGUCCAGAGCAAAUGUCUGGUAAUGCCUUCUUCGAGUGUCGACCUGUUCCGCCUGCCAAGAUUCAAAAUCCCUGCCAACCGUCGCCUUGUGGCCCGAACAGCCAGUGCCGUGUGGUGCAACAAACUGCGGUCUGUUCCUGCCUGGCCAACUACGUGGGCAGCCCGCCGCAAUGUCGGCCGGAAUGUGUAACCAACUCAGACUGUCCUGCCGAUCAAGACUGCCAAAAUAUGAAGUGUCGCGACCCGUGUCCUGGUACUUGUGGCUUUAAUGCCCUGUGCAACGUCGUCAACCACCGUCCCUUCUGCAGCUGCCCCACAGGCAUGUCCGGAAAUCCUUUCGUGAGCUGUCAGCCGCUAAUUAUACGCGAUGAAAGACCUCAAAAUCCCUGCCAGCCUUCUCCAUGCGGUCCCAACUCCGAAUGUCGUGUAUCUGGAGACUCGCCAUCUUGUUCAUGUCUACCUGAAUUUGGGGGAGCACCGCCCAACUGCCGACCCGAGUGUAUAUCCAACUCCGAGUGUCCCUCAAACCAGGCUUGUAUAAACCAGAAAUGUGUGGAUCCCUGCCCUGGGCUGUGUGGUCAGAAUGCCAUUUGUCGGGUGUUCAGUCAUAGUGCCAUGUGCUUGUGUGACGGUGGCUUCACCGGAGAUCCGUUUAGUCAGUGUAGUCCAAUAAGAGAUAGUCCUCCUGAAGUUCUGCAGCCCUGCAACCCCAGUCCUUGCGGCGUCAAUGCCAAGUGCGAAGAACGUGGUGGUGCAGGAUCCUGCCAGUGUCUGCCUGAUUACUUUGGAAAUCCCUAUGAUGGCUGCCGUCCCGAGUGCGUUCUGAACUCUGACUGCCCGUCAAAUCAGGCAUGUGUCAACCAGAAAUGCCGUGAUCCCUGUCCCGGCACCUGUGGCCAAAACGCCGAGUGCCAGGUGAUCAAUCACUUGGCCACCUGUAAUUGUUUGGUUGGAUACAACGGCGAUCCGUACAGCAUAUGCCGCAUCACAGUUAAUGAGCCGCCUGAACGCGUCUAUGUGAACCCUUGUCAGCCGUCUCCAUGCGGUCCCAACUCGCAAUGUCGUGAAGUAAACGAGCAAGGGGUUUGUUCCUGCUUGCCAGAGUUCAUUGGCAGUCCGCCUGCCUGUCGUCCGGAAUGCACCAGCAGCUCCGAGUGCGCCGCCGACAAGGCUUGUGUGAAUCGCAAAUGUGUGGAUCCUUGUCCAAACGUUUGUGGUCAACAGGCCGAGUGUCGUGUGCGUAACCACAAUCCCAUUUGUACUUGCCUUAGUGGAUUCACUGGUGAUCCAUUCACUCGUUGCUACCGCCAGCCGCCUCCCCCUCCAAUCAUCGAACGUGAACCCCUUGACCCUUGUGUUCCUUCACCCUGCGGUGCAAACUCUCAGUGUCGCGAAAUUCACGGCACACCAUCCUGCUCCUGCCUUCCACAAUAUCUGGGUACUCCACCUAAUUGCCGCCCGGAAUGUUCCAUCAAUGCCGAGUGUCCCAGUCAUCAGGCCUGUAUUAAUCAAAAAUGCAGGGACCCCUGCCCUGGCUCUUGUGGUCUUAACACCCAGUGCAAUGUCAUCAACCAUACGCCAAUCUGCAGUUGUCUCUCGGGUUAUAUAGGGGACCCAUUCAGCGUUUGCAACCCACAGCCAAUACCAGAGAAAAUUCGAGACCCACUGCCACCGGAGGAUCUGUGCAACCCAUCGCCAUGUGGCUCCAACACACAAUGCAACAAUGGAGUUUGUUCUUGCCUGCCCGAAUACCAUGGUGACCCGUACAGCGGAUGUCGUCCAGAGUGCGUUCUGCACACGGAUUGUGACCGUAGUCGAGCCUGUGUCCGUCACAAGUGUGUUGAUCCCUGUCCCGGUAUUUGUGGCACCAACGCGAUAUGCGAGGUUCUGAACCACAUACCCAACUGCCGUUGUCUAGAAGGAAUGCAAGGCAAUGCCUUUAUCCAGUGUAGCCAAGUUCCACAGCUCGACGUCGUCCAGAAUCCGUGCCAACCCUCGCCUUGUGGACCAAACUCACAGUGUCGCGUCAUUAAUCAGCAAGCAAUCUGCUCUUGCAUCACCUCCUUCAUUGGAAGUCCGCCAUUCUGCCGACCUGAAUGCACUACAAACUCGGAGUGUCCCUUGAACCUGGCGUGUCGCAACCAGAAGUGCAGUGACCCCUGUCCCGGCGUCUGUGGUCGCGGUGCCCAGUGCCAUGUGACUAACCACAGUCCAUUCUGCCGCUGCUUAGAGCGCUACACGGGUAAUCCGUUUGUGAGUUGCCAGCAGAUCAUAGAGCCUCCGGUUCCACCACCACGACAAACUUGCCUGCCAUCACCCUGCGGACCCUAUUCCCAAUGUCGUGAAGUUAACGACUCACCUUCUUGCACUUGCCUGCCAGAAUACAUUGGAGCUCCACCUAACUGUCGCCCAGAGUGCGUGACCAGCUCAGAGUGUCCCACGAAUCAGGCGUGCAUUCAGCAGAAGUGUCGCGAUCCUUGCCCAGGACUAUGUGGACAAUCUGCGGAAUGCCGAGUCCUUUCACACACUCCGAGCUGCGUUUGUCCCGAAGGCAUGGAAGGUGAUCCGUUUACUUUAUGUAAGGAAAAGAGGAUUCAGGAGCUAGACCAGCUAGACCCGUGCAGUCCCAGUCCAUGUGGAAUCAAUGCCCGCUGUACUUCCCGCCAAGAUGCCGGCUCAUGUCAGUGCCUGCCAGAAUACUUUGGCAAUCCGUACGAGGGAUGUCGCCCUGAGUGCGUUCUCAAUUCGGACUGCCCAUCGAACAAGGCUUGUCAACAGCAGAAGUGUCAGGAUCCCUGUCCAGGAACCUGUGGUCAGAAUGCUCUCUGCAAUGUCCUGAAUCAUGUGCCCAGUUGUAGCUGUAUAUCGGGAUAUUCCGGUGAUCCAUACCGCUCGUGUGUGCCAGAACCGAUCAAGGAAUAUGUCAAUCCCUGCCAGCCAUCGCCGUGUGGCCCGAAUUCUCAGUGCCGUGAGGCGAAUGAACAAGCCAUAUGCUCAUGUCUUCCGGAAUAUGUGGGAGCACCGCCUGUGUGUCGCCCAGAGUGUACGAUAUCUUCAGAGUGCCCUACUGACAAGGCCUGUGUGAACCAGAAAUGUGUUGACCCUUGUCCAGGCACUUGUGGGGAUCAAGCGAUCUGUCGAGUGGUAAACCACAGUCCGAUUUGCUCAUGUCGUGCCGGUUACACGGGCGACGCCUUCUUCCGCUGUUUCCCCAAGCCCCCUGUACCACCAACACCAGUACAAAAGACUCCGGUUGAUCCCUGUGUGCCCUCACCUUGUGGCCCGUACUCCCAGUGCCGGUCCCAGGGAGAUGCCCCUGCCUGUUCCUGUUUGGUCGGGUACAUAGGAGCCCCUCCAAAUUGCCGACCCGAAUGUCGCAUCAACGCGGAGUGUCCUAGCAGUCAAGCGUGUAUUAAUGAGAAAUGUAGAGAUCCGUGCCCCGGCUCUUGCGGCUAUGGUGCCAUAUGCAAUGUGAUUAAUCACACGCCCAGCUGCACCUGUCCAGCAGGAUACUCCGGUGAUCCAUUUAGUCAGUGUCAGCCUCUGCCACCUCCGCCUCCAACACCCGUUAAGCUCGACGAUCCAUGCAACCCCUCACCCUGCGGUCCAAAUGCUCAGUGCAAUAAUGGAGUCUGUACUUGCAUUCCGGAAUACCAUGGCGAUCCCUACAGCGGUUGCCGACCCGAAUGCAUCACCAGCGCGGAUUGUUCCCGUGAACUUGCCUGUUCGAGGAACAAGUGCUUCGAUCCUUGCCCCGGUACCUGUGCCCCCAAUGCCAUUUGUACUGUCCUUAACCACGUGCCCAUGUGCACUUGUCCGGAGGGAUAUAAUGGCAAUGCAUUCGUUCAGUGUAAACCUACACCACCCCCCGUCCUUGUCCAGCCUUGCCAACCCUCUCCGUGUGGACCCAACUCCCAAUGCCGCGAAAUCAACCAGCAAGCUGUUUGCUCAUGUGUGCCAGGAUACUUCGGAACACCGCCACUCUGUCGACCGGAGUGCACGUCGAACUCGGAGUGUUUGUCCCACCUGGCGUGUGUUAACCAAAAGUGCAGCGAUCCCUGUCCCGGUUCAUGUGGCCGUAAUGCCCAGUGCAGUGUGGUUAACCACAAUCCCUUCUGUACGUGCUUGCCAAGGUUCACUGGCAAUCCUUUCGUGGGUUGUCAGCAGAUUAUCGAGCCACCACGUCAAGAUAUUGUGCCACAGGAUCCGUGCCGACCGUCACCUUGCGGUCCGAACUCUGAAUGUCGCGCCGUUGGUGAGACACCCACUUGUACGUGCCUUGCUGAUUUUGUGGGCUCACCGCCGUAUUGCAAACCCGAAUGCGUGGCCAAUUCAGAGUGUCCUUCGAACCUGGCGUGCAUCAAUCAAAAGUGUCGCGAUCCCUGUCCUGGAUUGUGCGGUUCAAGUGCUACUUGCCGCGUCGUCUCUCAUACAGCAAUGUGCAUUUGUGAUGCUGGCUUGACCGGAGAUCCGUUCACACAAUGUCAACCCAUUGUGCAGGAUGUUGAGAUCAUUAAUCCUUGCCAGCCAUCACCUUGCGGAGCCAAUGCCGAGUGCAUCCAACGGAAUGGAGCCGGAGCCUGCCAGUGUCUCACAGACUAUUUCGGAAAUCCCUACGAAGGCUGUCGGCCGGAGUGUGUUUUGAACUCGGACUGUCCAGCAAACCGAGCCUGUCAGCAGCAGAAGUGCCGUGAUCCUUGUCCCGGAAGCUGUGGACAAAACGCCGAAUGCAAUGUGGUCAACCACACACCGAUGUGCAACUGCUUCGCUGGAUUUAUAGGCGAUCCGUACCGCUAUUGUAGCCAGCCGCCAGAACCUAUUGUCCAUGAGUAUGUGAAUCCCUGUCAACCAUCCCCCUGUGGCCCGAACUCAAAUUGUCGCGAGGUUAGUGAACAGGCAGUAUGCUCCUGUCGUCCCGAAUUUGAGGGUGCCCCACCCAACUGCCGGCCACAAUGCACCUCGAGCUCAGAAUGCGCCCCCAACAGGGCGUGCAUCAAUCAAAAAUGCGUUGAUCCUUGUCCCGGUGUUUGUGGCCAGCAAGCAAUCUGCGAGGUUCGCAACCACAGUCCCAUUUGUAGGUGUCCCACCGCCAUGACCGGCGAUCCCUUCGUGCGCUGUGUACCCCGACCAACAAUUGCCCCGCCACCCUUGAGGGAUGUAGCUCCCUAUCGCGAUCCCUGCCUCCCCUCACCAUGUGGCCUGUAUGCGUCGUGCAGGAAUCAACAGGACCAAGCGAUUUGCUCUUGCUUGCCAAACUACUUCGGUACUCCGCCCCAUUGUCGUCCCGAGUGCACCAUCAAUGCAGAGUGCCCAAGCCACUUGGCCUGCAUUGGCGAGCGCUGCCGUGAUCCCUGUCCUGGUGCUUGUGGUCAACAGACCGAAUGCCGUGUUAUCAGUCACGUUCCCAGUUGCGUUUGCCUUCGCGGCUAUGUGGGCGAUGCAUUCCUGGCCUGCCAUCCGGCACCACCCCCACCAUCCCGUGAAGAGCCCCGCGAUCCAUGCAACCCCAGUCCAUGCGGCAGCAAUGCCAUCUGUUCCAAUCAGGGCGAGUGUACAUGCGUGGCCGACUAUCAGGGAGACCCCUAUGUGGCCUGCAGACCCGAGUGUGUUCUCAGUUCUGAGUGUCCCCGAAAUCUGGCCUGUAUACAACAGAAGUGUACCGAUCCUUGUCCCGGAACCUGUGGCACCAAUGCUAUCUGCGAUGUGGUCAACCACAUUGCCAUGUGCCAUUGUCCCGAUCGAAUGACAGGAAACGCUUUUGUCCAAUGUACUCCAGUGCAGCUUGAUGUAUACCGUAACCCGUGCAAUCCCUCGCCAUGCGGCUCCUAUGCUGAAUGUCGGGAGCAGAACGGUCAAGCGGUGUGCAGUUGUCUUCCCAACUACUUUGGGGUGCCUCCCUCGUGUCGACCAGAGUGUAGCACCAACUACGAUUGUUCUCCAAGUUUGGCGUGUCAGAAUCAGCGGUGUGUCGAUCCGUGUCCUGGAGCUUGUGGCGCUUAUGCCGAGUGCCGAACAGUCAACCACAGUCCUUUCUGUAGUUGCAGACCCGGCUAUACGGGAAAUCCCAUUGUCCAAUGUCAUAUGAUUAUUGAGCCCCAGCGGGAUAUUACGCCCAUAGAUCCUUGCCAGCCCUCGCCCUGUGGUCCAAACAGCGAGUGCCGUCGCGUAGGAGAAACACCCUCCUGCUCAUGCCUGUCCAACUUCUUUGGCACUCCGCCCAAUUGUCGACCCGAAUGCGUAUCCAAUUCCGAGUGCAGUCAGGUGCACGUUUGCACGAAUAACCGCUGCAAGGACCCGUGCCCGGGUCUCUGCGGAACUGAUGCCGUGUGCCGCGUGAUAAGUCACAGUGCUAUGUGCUACUGUCAGCCGGGUUACAGCGGCGAUCCUUUCGUCCGCUGUGCGCCGCACAUCCAAAGGGAACCGAUUGAGACAGUGCAACCCUGCAACCCUAAUCCUUGCGGCACCUUUGCCGAGUGUCGCCAGCAGAAUGGAGUUGGAUCUUGUCAGUGUCUACCAGAGUACUUCGGCAAUCCUUACGAAGGAUGUCGUCCUGAAUGUAUACUUGACUCUGAUUGCUCCUCUCAUCUGGCCUGUGUCAAUCAGAAAUGCCGUGAUCCCUGUCCCGGAAGCUGCGGACAAAAUGCCGAAUGCUUUGUACGCAAUCACCUGCCCACUUGCAACUGCCUCAGUGGCUAUGUGGGUGACCCAUAUCGGUAUUGUAGCAUCGAACCGAAACCCAUUCGGGAAUAUGUCAACCCCUGUCAACCCACUCCUUGUGGUCCUAACUCUCAGUGCCGCGAGCAGAGUGGUGUGGCCACAUGCUCUUGCUUGCCAGAAUAUGUGGGCACUCCGCCGGGUUGCCGGCCCGAGUGUACGGUAUCCUCUGAGUGCAAUCUUGACAAGGCCUGCGUUCGUCACAAGUGCCUGGAUCCUUGUCCUGGUGCUUGCGGCAGCUCUGCCAAUUGCCAGGUGGUGAACCACGCUCCACUCUGCUCUUGUCAAGCGGGUUACACAGGAGACCCAUUUACCCGAUGCUACCCCAUUCCCCCUCCACCUACACAUAUUGUCCAUGAUUACGCGCGAGAUCCAUGCCAACCAUCUCCCUGCGGAGCCAAUGCCCAAUGUAGACAAUCCCAGGGUCAAGCCAUCUGCUCCUGCAUACCCAACUACUUUGGUGUUCCACCCAAUUGUCGACCCGAGUGCACUCAAAGCUCAGAGUGCCUGUCCAGUCUGGCCUGCAUCAAUCAACGAUGCGCGGAUCCCUGUCCUGGCUCCUGUGCCUACAACGCCAUUUGCCAUGUGCGUAAUCACGUGCCCAGUUGUCAGUGCCCAGUUGGCUAUGUGGGUGAUCCGUUCUCCAACUGUCACCCUGAACCCCAGCCAUCACCCAAACCCGUUGCUCUCGAUGAUCCGUGCAAUCCAUCGCCCUGUGGCGCCAAUGCUCUCUGCCAAAAUGGUCAAUGUUCGUGUAUACCCGAGUACCAAGGAGAUCCUUAUACCGGCUGUAGGCCGGAAUGUGUGUUAAAUGCGGAUUGUGCGCGAAAUCGUGCUUGUGUUCGACAUAAGUGUGUGGAUCCCUGUCCGGGAACGUGUGCACCGAAUGCCAUCUGCGAUGUGCUUAACCACAUUGCCAUGUGCCGUUGCCCAGAGCGUAUGACAGGCAAUGCCUUCAUUCAAUGUGAAACCCCGCCAGUGUCGCUGGCACCUCCAGAUCCGUGUUACCCAUCGCCCUGUGGUCCGAACAGUCGGUGCCGUGUGUUCAACAACAACGCUGUGUGUUCCUGUAUUGAGGAGUUCAUUGGAACGCCACCAAAUUGCCGACCGGAGUGUACGCAUAACUCGGAUUGCCUGCCUAGACUGGCGUGCCAGAGGCAGCAUUGUAUAGAUCCGUGCCCAGGAACUUGUGGCUUUAAUGCACUUUGCCACGUUGUGAACCAUGCACCAAUUUGCAGUUGUCCGCCAAGGCACAAUGGAAACCCCUUCUUGGGAUGUUUCCCGGAACCAGUGCGACGCGAUGAGUUGAUUCCAAAGAACCCGUGCCAACCCUCACCUUGUGGUCCAUAUGCUAAAUGCACUUCAGUGGGCGAUCAGGCGCAGUGCAGUUGUCUGCCGGAGUACAUUGGAACUCCGCCGAACUGUCGCCCGGAGUGUAUCACCAAUUCGGAAUGCUCCUUCGACAAGGCCUGCUUAAGCCAAAGAUGUCGCGAUCCCUGCUCGGGAACUUGCGGUUCCAACGCCAACUGCCACGUUAUAAGUCAUAGUGCCAUGUGCUACUGUCUACCAGGAUAUACUGGGGACCCAUUCACUUCCUGUGGCCUAAUACCAGUGAUUCAGCAAGCCGAAGUCGUUCAGCCUUGUUCUCCCAAUCCUUGUGGAGCCAAUGCUGUAUGUCGCCAGGAGGGCCAUGUUGGUUCUUGCCAAUGUCUUCCCGAAUACUAUGGAAAUCCUUACGAGAUAUGUCGGCCGGAAUGUGUGACGAAUAACGACUGUGCAUCGAACAAGGCUUGUCAACAGCAGAAGUGUCGCGAUCCCUGUCCAGGAGUCUGUGCCCUCAAUGCUUUGUGUCGCGUGAUCAAUCACUUACCAACUUGUCAUUGUCAGAACGGCUUUGUUGGUGACCCAUAUCGCUAUUGUCAAAUUCCCGAGAAACCUGUCCUUAAAGAAUAUGUCAAUCCCUGCCAGCCCUCGCCGUGUGGCCCCAACUCGGAGUGCCGUGAAAACAACGAGCAGGCCAUCUGCACAUGUCUGCCCGAGUACGUCGGUGCGCCACCCAAUUGUCGACCUGAGUGCGUGACCAGUUCAGAGUGUCCUCAUGACAAGGCGUGUAUUAGGCAAAAGUGUAGUGAUCCCUGCCCCGGUGUGUGUGGUUCAAAUGCCGAUUGCCGUGUUAUCCAGCAUGCACCUAUUUGUAGUUGUCGUGCCGGAUUCACUGGCGAUGCCUUCUCACGCUGCUUACCCCUGCCACCCCCACGACCACCGCAGUUGGAUGUGUACCGUAAUCCUUGUGUGCCAUCGCCAUGUGGCCAGUAUGCAGAGUGUCGGGAUAGCCAGGGAACUGCCACUUGUAGUUGUCUGCCCUCCUAUUUCGGCACCCCUCCCAACUGUCGCCCCGAGUGUACGAUAAACCCCGACUGCCCCUCUCAUUUGUCCUGCCAACAGCAGCGUUGUCGCGAUCCCUGUCCUGGAGCCUGUGGAUUCAAUGCAUUGUGCACGGUUAUUAAUCACAAUCCCACGUGUCAGUGUGCUCCUGGAUUUAUUGGCAAUGCCUUUACAUCCUGCCAUGUUCCACCUCCAGUUGUUCGGGACCCGCCUCAAAUAAGUGAUCCAUGUUCAUUGAUCACUUGCGGGCCCAAUGCCGUUUGCAAUCAGGGACAAUGUACUUGUCUGCCUGAAUUUGUGGGUAACCCAUUAGUUGGUUGUCGACCGGAAUGUGUGUUGAGUACAGAAUGCGACUGGAACAAGGCGUGCGUGAGAAACAAGUGCAUCGAUCCAUGUCCAGGAACAUGCGGAUCCAAUGCUAUAUGUGAGGUGCACAGACAUGUAGCCAUGUGUCACUGUCCACCGGGAAUGACUGGAAAUGCAUUCAGCCAAUGCCGACCCUUGCCACCAGCACCGGUACGCGAUGUUAUAGACCCUUGUCAGCCUUCACCAUGCGGACCAAAUGCCCAGUGUCGCAAUAUCAACGGACAAGCAGUGUGCUCAUGUCUUCCGGACUUUAUCGGUGUUCCACCUUCAUGUCGGCCAGAGUGCGUUAGUAAUGCUGAGUGCCCACUUCAUCUGGCUUGCCUCCAACGUCAUUGCCGAGAUCCUUGCCCCGGAGUCUGUGGCCUGAAUGCCGAAUGCCGGGUCAUAAACCACAGCCCGAGCUGCCAUUGCAUUGGUUCCUUUACGGGAAAUCCAUUCGCGGCUUGUCACCGGCCACCACCGCCACCGAUUAAGCAUGAGCCCAUUGAUCCUUGUCAACCAUCGCCAUGUGGAGCUAAUGCGGAAUGCCGUGUCCAAGGAAGCAAUGCUCAAUGCAGUUGUCUAAGUGGUUUCAUUGGCACGCCACCCAACUGCCGACCCGAGUGUGUGUCCAACUCAGACUGCCCCACGAAUCUGGCUUGCCUCAAUCAGAAGUGCCGAGACCCAUGUCCAGGUGUCUGUGGCUCCAAUGCUGAAUGUUAUGUUAUCAACCAUACACCCAUGUGCACAUGCCUGGCUGGACAAACCGGCAAUCCUUUUGUAGGCUGUCAAGUGGUACGAGAUGUUCCCGAGCCACAAACUCCCUGUGUGCCCAGUCCAUGCGGAGCCAACGCAGUUUGUUCUGAGAGAAACGGAGCCGGAGCCUGUCAAUGCCUACCGGAAUUCUUUGGCAAUCCCUAUGAAGGCUGCCGACCGGAGUGCGUUCUCAAUUCGGACUGUCCCAGCCACUUGGCUUGUCUUAACCAACACUGCCGCGAUCCCUGUCCCGGAACAUGUGGCACCAAUGCCGAAUGUCAAGUGCGCGAGCACUUGCCCCAGUGCAACUGCCAUGUGGGAUAUCAGGGAAAUCCCUACGUUUAUUGUAGUGUCCUGCGUGAACCCCUGCCCGAACCAGUUCCCACCCACCCUUGUCAGCCGUCACCUUGUGGUCCGAAUUCUCAUUGUCGAGAAUCGAACAACCAGGCAAUUUGCAAGUGUCUGCCCGACUUUAUUGGAUCCCCACCUGCAUGUAGACCCGAGUGCACCAUCUCCAGUGAAUGUGAUUUGACCCUUGCUUGUGUUCAACAACACUGUGUCGAUCCCUGUCCCGGUGUCUGCGGCCAUAGUGCCCAGUGUCGUGUCAUAAAUCACAGUCCUCACUGUAGUUGCUUGCCUGGUUUCACGGGUGAUGCCAUUAGUGGCUGCCAACGAAUUCCACCCGCCAUUAGUUACGAUGCCCCCAAAGAGACCCACCGCGAUCCCUGUGUUCCCUCUCCCUGCGGAGCCUUUGGUCAGUGCCGAGCUCAAGGCAACCAAGCCGUAUGCUCCUGCCUUCCUGGCUACUACGGAUCACCUCCAAAUUGCAGGCCGGAAUGCGUAAUUAACCCGGACUGCGCGUCCCAUUUGGCGUGUAUCAGUGAAAAGUGUCGCGAUCCAUGUCCCGGUUCUUGUGGCCUGCAGGCUCAAUGCAGCGUCAUAAACCACACGCCCAUCUGUAGUUGUCCAUCAGGUUAUCAGGGCAAUCCCUUCAUCAGCUGUCAACGAACUCCACCACCGCCAACUCCACCCCUUCGCGAUGCCUGCAAUCCCUCACCUUGUGGCUCCAAUGCAAUCUGCAGCCCCGGAGGCCAGUGUUCAUGUCUGCCCGACUUUGAUGGCAACCCGUACGUGGGCUGCCGCCCUGAGUGCGUCCUCAAUACGGAUUGCGCAAGAGACAAAGCCUGCCAGCGCAGCAAGUGCACCGAUCCUUGUCCAGGAGCCUGUGGUAUUGGAGCAGCAUGCGAGGUUAGCAAUCACAUUCCCACGUGUAAUUGCCCAGCCGGAACGACCGGCAAUGCUUUCGUUCAGUGUACCCUUGUGCAAUCUUCACCCGUGGUGCCCCUUAACCCUUGUCAACCAUCGCCGUGCGGAAACAAUGCCCAAUGCCGAGAGGCCAACGAUCAGGCCGUUUGCUCUUGUCUACCCGGUUUCUUUGGUGUUCCGCCAAGGUGCCGACCCGAGUGUACCAUUAAUUCAGACUGUGCCCCACAUCUGGCCUGCUUGAACCAACAGUGUCGGGACCCUUGUCCUGGAGCCUGCGGCCAGUUCGCUCAAUGCCAGGUCAUCCGGCAUGUGCCGCACUGUAGUUGUCCUUCAGGCUACUCAGGCAAUGCCUUCUUCCUGUGUCAUCGCUUACCGCCACCACCACCAGUUCAACGGGAGCCGCUCAAUCCCUGCUAUCCAUCGCCAUGCGGACCCAAUGCGGAAUGCACAAAUCAGAAUGAACAGGCCAUUUGCAAGUGCCUUAAGGACUACAUAGGAACACCACCUAACUGUCGACCAGAGUGCAUAACGUCAUCGGAGUGUCCGCUUCAGCUGGCUUGUAUUGGUCAAAAAUGCAAGGAUCCUUGUGCUGGACUUUGUGGAAACGCUGCCACCUGUCAAGUUGUCAGCCACGUUCCUUCGUGUAUUUGCGUUGCCGACUAUAUUGGAGACCCAUAUAGUGGUUGCUAUGCCCGGCCGCCCAUUCAACGAGAGCAAAUCAAUCCAUGCUACCAGAACCCGUGCGGAAGCAAUGCGAUCUGCAGAGAGCGUGGAGAAGUCGCUUCGUGUCAGUGUCUACCGGAGUAUUACGGUAACCCGUAUGAGGGAUGUCGACCCGAAUGUGUGCUUAACUCGGACUGCUCUAGCCACUUGGCUUGCCUCAAUCAACACUGUCGAGAUCCCUGCCCAGGAAGUUGUGCCCCCAAUGCCCAAUGUCAAGUAGUCAAUCACGUGCCUAGCUGUAGUUGUUAUCCUGGAUAUAGUGGCGAUCCUUAUCGCCAUUGCCAUGUGGUCCAAGCAGAACCCGUUGAAGUUGUGCACUUUAAUCCCUGCCAACCCUCGCCGUGUGGUCCCAACUCACAGUGCACAGAGUCUCAGGGUCAAGCGGUGUGUCGCUGCCUACCCGAUUACUAUGGUUCCCCACCAGCUUGUCGACCCGAGUGCACCACUAAUCCCGAAUGUCCCAAUGAUAAAGCCUGCGUGGCCAGAAGGUGCACCGAUCCUUGCGCGGGUGCUUGUGGUCAGAACGCUAUUUGUCGAGCGCAUCAGCACAGAGCUCACUGCUCGUGUCAUCCUGAUUAUACAGGUGAUGCCUUCAUGCGUUGCCAACCCUUGCCCCCACCCCAACCGGUUAGGGAUUCACCAGUAAUCUAUAGGGAUCCCUGUGUGCCCUCGCCCUGUGGACAGUUUGCUCAGUGUCGCGUGGAGUACGAACAAGCGGUAUGCUCUUGUCUUACCUUCUACUAUGGUACUCCGCCAUACUGUCGACCCGAGUGCACACAGAAUUCAGAUUGCCCCAGCCAUAGGUCCUGUGUCAAUCAAAAAUGCGUGGAUCCUUGCCCCGGUUCAUGUGGUCUAAACGCGCAAUGCGAUGUGCUCAAUCACGUGCCUAGCUGUUCAUGUCCCAAGGGUUAUGUGGGAGAUCCCUUCUACCGCUGUUACCCUGCUCCCGCGCCUCCUCCAACACCUGUCACCGUCGUCGCCGAUGAUCCUUGCCAGCCAUCGCCCUGCGGUCCCAAUUCCCAGUGUUCGAACGGUAUCUGCAGUUGUCUGCCCCUGUACCACGGUGAUCCCUAUGUGGGCUGUCGCCCAGAGUGCGUCCUAAGUACAGAGUGUCCGUGGGACAAGGCCUGCAUCCGCAAUCGUUGCUUGGACCCGUGUCCUGGAACUUGCGGAUCAGGAGCCACAUGCCAGGUGCAUAAUCACGUGGCCAUGUGCCAGUGUCCGGCUGGCUAUCAGGGCAAUCCAUUUGUCCUCUGUCAGCAAACGCAUCUUCAAGCUCCCGCGGUACUGCAUCCCUGCCAGCCCUCACCUUGUGGACACCAUGGAGAGUGUCGAGAAGUUGGCUCGCAAGCCAUUUGCUCUUGUCUUCCCGGUUAUUAUGGCAGCCCACCGGCUUGUCGACCGGAAUGUGUCAGCGAUUCGGAGUGCCCACCCAGUUUGGCAUGUGUAAAUCAGAAAUGCCGCGAUCCCUGUCCUGGCGCCUGUGGUCACUUAGCCCAAUGUCAUGUCAUUAACCACAGUCCACAGUGUGUUUGCCCUGCUGGAUAUACCGGAAGUCCUUACUCUGAGUGCCGCUUGAUUAGGGCAGAUUACUCACCAGUUCAGCGUCAACCCAUUGAUCCUUGCCUGCCAUCUCCCUGUGGUCCUCAUGCUCAAUGCAGCAAUGAGGGAGGCAACGCAGUUUGUCGCUGCCUGACGGAAUACCUGGGAGUACCACCGUACUGUCGACCCGAAUGCAUCGCCAACAGCGAGUGUCCCAGUGAUAGGGCAUGUAUUAAUCGGAAGUGCCAGGAUCCAUGUCCCGGCCUGUGCGGGUACAAUGCAAUUUGUCGAACCUACAAUCACCAGCCAAACUGCGUUUGCGCUCCUGGUUUGGUGGGUAAUCCCUUCAACUCCUGCCUACCUCCCACGCGUCCUCAGAUUCCAACAUCACCUCCCACAACUGCCAUACAAGUGCUUCAGUAUGAGGAACCAUUCAUCAAUGGUUGUGAACCAAAUCCCUGUGGGGCAAACGCGCAGUGCAAUCAGCGAAGAGGAGUAGUCUCUUGCGUCUGCCUGCCAGACUAUUUUGGCAAUCCUUACGAAGCCUGCCGACCGGAGUGUAUUCUGAACUCCGAUUGUCCCUCAAAUAGAGCUUGUGUGCAACAAAAAUGUCGCGAUCCAUGUCCCGGAACUUGUGGCCUGAAUGCCCAGUGUCAUGUACUGGAUCAUCUGCCACAGUGUAGAUGUUUCAGUGGGUACACUGGAAAUCCCUUGGCGUACUGCUCGCCUGUUCCAAUAGUUCAAGAAUGUAAGCAUAAAUGCAAUGAUAAACCCAUCACCAAUUUAGAUAAUCCAAAUCAUAUGUUUGCGUCAACCCUUUUAGCUCCUUUGACCCCCUGUGAUCCCUCACCUUGUGGACCCAAUGCCCAGUGUCAACCGUCGCUUAAUGAAGCCGUGUGCUCCUGUUUACCCGAAUUCUACGGAACCCCACCCAAUUGUCGACCCGAGUGUACUCUAAACUCGGAGUGUGCUUAUGACAAGGCUUGCGUACAUCACAAGUGUGUUGAUCCCUGUCCUGGAAUUUGCGGUAUAAAUGCCGAAUGUCGCGUGCACUAUCAUAGUCCCAUAUGCUAUUGCAUUUCUUCGCAUACGGGUGAUCCAUUCACACGAUGCUACGAAAACCCAAAACGUAAGAAUAUAAUUAACAGUUCUUAUGAGGUCCGAAAAUUGGUUAACAAAAAUUAUUUCCAUUAUACACCUUCAACAGCCUUGCGACCCCAAAUAUACGACACGCCUUCUCCUCCAUAUCCGGUCGCUAUACCCGAUCUGGUGUACAUACAACAACAACAACCUGGAAUAGUAAAUAUUCCUUCUGUCCCACAACCGAUAUAUCCUACGCCCCAGUCACCACAAUACAAUGUGAACUAUCCAUCCCCGCAACCGGCGCAUCCCCAAAAUCCGGGAGUUGUGAAUAUACCAUCUGUGCCACAGCCAGUUUACCCAACACCUCAACCACCUGUUUACGAUGUCAACUACCCAACAACGCCAGUACCUCAGUAUCCCGGGGUAGUAAACAUUCCUUCAGCACCUCGACCAGUGCCUCCGACAUCUCAGAGACCUGUGUUUAUUUCAUCGCCCGGAAACCCACAGCCCACACCGCAACCUGGAGUUAUUAACAUUCCUUCAGUGCCACAGCCUGGAUAUCCCACCCCACAAAGCCCCGUUUAUGAUACAAACUAUCCUACUGCUCAAAGUCCUAUUCCGCAACAACCUGGCGUAGUUAACAUUCCAUCGUUGCCAACUCCAGCAUAUCCUGCUCCAAAUCCUCCGGUCAACUAUCCAACGCCACCAUCAUCGCAGAUACCAGUCCAACCGGGAGUUAUCAAUAUACCGUCUGUGCCAGAUCCAACAGCUCCACCACAACAUCCUCCCGUUUUUAUUCCGUCCCCUGAGAGUCCGUCACCAGCUCCAAAGCCUGGCGUAAUUAAUAUUCCGUCCGUACCGCAACCAGAACACCCAACACCACAAGUUCCUGUUUAUGACGUGAAUUAUUCAACAACGCCGUCUCCUAUUCCUCAAAAGCCUGGAGUUAUAAAUAUUCCUUCAGCACCGCAACCAGUGCAUCCUGCACCCAAUCCACCAGUCCACGAUAUUAAUUAUCCAACGACGCCAUCAGUUCCUCAACAACCGGGUGUUCUUAAUAUACCAUCGUACCCAAGGCCAGUGGAAACGACUCCUCAACCGCCUAUAUAUAUACCAUCCCAGGAGCAGCCGAAACCAACGCCCGGGCCGGCAGUUAUCAAUGUACCUUCAGUUCCACAACCUGUUUAUCCUACGCCACAGGCCCCUGUUUAUGACGUUAACUAUCCAACAUCUCCAUCUGUAAUACCACACCAACCUGGUGUAGUUAACAUUCCAUCGGUGCCACUUCCAACGCCUCCAGUUACCCAACGUCCCGUGUUUGUACCAUCACCUGUAUACACGACUCCCGCACCUCAACCAGGUGUUGUUAACAUACCUUCAGUGGCACAGCCAGUGCAACCAACGUAUCAACCUCCGGUUGUUCAACGCCCUGCUAUAUAUGACGUGUACUACCCGCCGCCGCCAUCCAGACCGGGUGUGAUCAAUAUUCCUUCGCCCCCAAGGCCCGUAUACCCAGUGCCCCAGCAACCGAUCUACGUUCCGGCACCAGUUCUGCAUAUACCAGCUCCAAGACCAGUUAUUCAUAACAUUCCAUCAGUACCUCAACCAACAUAUCCACAUCGCAAUCCGCCGAUUCAGGAUGUUAUCUACCCAGCUCCACAACCAAAUCCUCCCGUGCCAGGAAUAGUAAAUAUUCCAUCAGUGCCUCAGCCCGUAUCAACACCUACUCCUGGUGUGAUAAAUAUUCCUUCGCAAGCAUUGCCUCCGAUCUCAGUACCAACUCCAGGAAUUGUAAACAUUCCAUCGAUCCCGCAACCAACGCUACAGCCAACUCCUUCACCUGGAAUUAUUAAUAUUCCGUCAGUGCCUCAACCGUUCCCAUCGCCAACUCCUGGUGUGAUCAAUAUUCCGCAUCAACCAACGCCACCAACUGUGGUUCAGCAGCCCGGAAUUAUAAACAUUCCGUCGAUACCACAACCAAUCACUCCAACCACCCAGCAUCCGGUACAGGAUGUUCAAUAUGAAAUCCAGAGACCACAGCCUACACCUGGGGUUGUCAACAUUCCAUCUGUGCCGCAACCUACGUAUCCAACUCAAAGGCCAUCUUACCAGGAUGUCAGUUACCCAACUGCACAGCCAAAUCCUCCGGUACCUGGAACUAUUAAUAUUCCCUCGGUGCCCCAGCCAGUACCAUCAGCAACUCCUGGAGUGAUCAAUUUGCCAUCACCGCCAUCUUAUCCGACACCAAUUCCAAAGCCUGGAAUCAUCAAUGUUCCCUCGAUACCGCAACCUAUUCCAUCAACACCACAAAAUCCUGUGCAAGUGGUUUAUCACGAUACACAGAAGCCACAAGCAAUUCCCGGUGUGGUUAAUAUUCCAUCUGUUCCGCAGUCAACUCCAGAUCGCCCUAAUUACGAUGUGGCGAAACCAGAUUUCGAGUACAACCCAUGCUAUCCAUCGCCUUGCGGUCCAUACUCUCAUUGUCACAAUCGAUUUGGAGUAGCUGCCUGUGUUUGCCUACCCAAUUACAGAGGAACUCCGCCGAAUUGUCGACCAGAAUGCGUAAAUAAUUCGGAUUGUCCAUCAGCUUUGGCCUGCAUAAAUGAGAAGUGCCGAGAUCCUUGUCCAGGAUCUUGUGCUUACAAUGCCGUGUGCCGAGUGCAUGAACAUGUGCCUAAUUGUUACUGCCAGAAUGGCUACACCGGAAAUCCAUUUAUUUCCUGCCAACGUACACCUAUAGCUCCUGUGCAACGUGAGCCCACUGAGGCGAAGGAUCCUUGCUAUCCAUCUAUUUGCGGACCAAACGCUGUGUGCAAUAAUGGAAAGUGCAGCUGCAUACCGGAAUAUCGAGGUGAUCCCUAUGUGGGCUGUAGGCCCGAAUGUAUUCUCAAUACGGACUGCGCCAGGGAUAUGGCUUGCAUUCAACAGAAAUGCAAGGAUCCGUGUCCAGGCACUUGUGGAUUACAGGCCCUGUGUCAUGUGUACAACCAUGUGGCCACCUGUACUUGUCCGGAAGGAAUGCAGGGCGAUGCCUUUGUGAGAUGUGAUCCAAAACCCAAGCCUCAACCGCAAGCGCCAGCACCACCUACAACCUUGCCGGCCAUCGUACCGCAACGUGCUCCGAUUAAUCCCUGCCAGCCCACUCCCUGUGGACCCAACUCCCAGUGCACAGCCUUCCAUGAGCAAGCGAUUUGCCACUGCCUGCCAAAUUUCAUUGGCACGCCACCAGGCUGUCGUCCAGAGUGUACCUCCAACUCAGACUGUCCCCUCGACAAGUAUUGUCUGAAUCUCAGGUGUCGAGAUCCGUGUCCUGGAGCUUGUGGCAUUCGUGCCAUUUGUCAUGUCCAGAACCACGGUCCCUUGUGCGUGUGUCCCACCCAUUUGACCGGUAAUCCCCUGCUGGCCUGUCAACCCAUAGUUAUUCCCCCUGUAGAGCGCGAUGAAGUGAAUCCCUGCCAGCCCUCGCCCUGUGGCCCCAACUCCGAGUGCCUAGCCACGUCCGGCGGAGCUCGCUGCUCCUGCCUACCCCAGUAUCACGGCACCCCGCCCUUCUGUCGGCCGGAGUGCGUGAACAGCGCCGAUUGUCCGGCGGACAAGGCGUGCCGAAACUACAAGUGCAUUGAUCCCUGCCCUGGCAGCUGUGGUCACUCAGCUCUCUGUCGUGUGGUGGCCCACAGUCCUGUGUGCUAUUGUUCCGAAGGCUAUGUGGGCAAUGCCUACAGCCUUUGCACCCGACCCGAGCCGAGUCCACCUGCCGUGGUGAUCCUGCCUUGCAAUCCCAGUCCCUGUGGCGUAAACGCAUUCUGUCAGCCGCACAACGACUUGAGCGUGUGCCAAUGCCUGCCGGGUUACUAUGGCAAUCCCUCGGAGAUUUGCCGACCCGAAUGCACCGUCAACUCGGACUGUCCAAGCCACAGGGCUUGCAUGAGCGAGAAGUGUCGCGAUCCUUGUCCCGGAGCUUGUGGCCUUAAUGCCCUCUGUCAGGUUAUUAACCACAGCCCAGUUUGCGAGUGCCACGCGGGCUAUGUGGGCAAUCCCUAUCACAGCUGUCGCAUUCCGCAGCGUGAACCCCCUGCACCGGAAUACGUGAACCCCUGUCAGCCAACGCCAUGCGGUGCCAAUUCCCAGUGUCGCGAGUCACAGGGACAGGCUAUCUGCUCCUGCCUGCCGGAGUUUGUGGGCACACCGCCCUCGUGUCGUCCGGAAUGUGUGAUCAGCGCCGAGUGUCCGGCGGAUAGGGCGUGCAUUAACCAGAAGUGCCAGGACCCUUGUCCUGGAGCAUGUGGCUUGAAUGCCCAGUGCCAUGUACGCAAUCACAGUCCGCUGUGCUCGUGUCAGCCCGGUUUCACCGGAGAUGCUCUGACCCGCUGUCUGCCAGUACCGCCUCCACAGCCACCGAAAUCCAAUGAUAUCCGCGAUCCUUGCGUACCAUCACCUUGUGGACCCUACUCUCAAUGCCGGGUGGUUAAUGGCGGAGCUAGUUGCAGCUGCCUUCCCAAUUAUGUGGGAGCGGCUCCCAACUGCCGUCCGGAAUGUACCAUCAAUGCGGAGUGUCCCAGUAAUCUGGCCUGCAUCAACGAGAAGUGUCGCGAUCCAUGUCCUGGAGCCUGUGGCUUUGCUGCUCAGUGCAGUGUCAUCAAUCAUACGCCCAGUUGUUCGUGUCCCUCUGGUUACACGGGAGAUCCGUUCACCAGCUGCCGAGUUCUGCCGCCACCACUGCCCCCGAAGACUCCCUCCGAUCCCUGCCAGCCUUCGCCCUGCGGAGCCAAUGCUCUGUGCAACAAUGGCCAGUGCUCUUGCCUGCCAGAGUAUCAUGGUGAUCCCUACACUGGAUGCCGUCCCGAAUGUGUUUUGAACUCGGAUUGUCCCAGGAAUAGGGCGUGUGUCAACCAGAAGUGCGUCGAUCCUUGUCCAGGCCACUGUGGCCUCAAUGCUCUUUGCGAUGCCGUCAACCACAUUGCCAUGUGUCACUGCCCCGAAGGGAUGACGGGCAAUGCGUUCGUCUCCUGCCAGCCAAUUCGCGAUGAUCCACCACCAACGACACCUAAUCCAUGCCACCCCUCGCCGUGCGGAGCAAAUGCCCAGUGCCUAGAGAGGAAUGGCAACGCCAUCUGUUCUUGCCUAGCCGGAUACUUUGGUCAGCCGCCCAACUGCCGAUUGGAGUGCUACUCCAGCUCCGAUUGCUCCCAAGUGCACACCUGCAUUAACAACAAGUGUGUGGACCCGUGCCCGGGCAAAUGUGGUCUGAAUGCAGUGUGCCAGGCGAUCCAGCACAGAGCCCAUUGCGAGUGCAUCCCGAGAUACACAGGAAAUGCCUUUGUGCGGUGCAACCCCAUUCCAGUUCCCAUAAAACCAGAACCAGUGCGCGAUCCUUGCCAACCCUCACCGUGUGGUCCCAACUCGCAGUGCACGAAUGUCAACGGCCAAGCGGAGUGUCGCUGUCUCCAGGAGUUCCAGGGUACCCCGCCCAACUGCCGCCCAGAGUGUGUUAGCCACGAUGAGUGUGCCAACACACUGGCCUGCAUGAACCAGAAGUGCCGCGAUCCCUGUCCCGGAAGCUGUGGCCAAAGUGCCCAGUGUACGGUCAGCCUUCACAUACCGAACUGUCAGUGCCCCGUGGGCAUGACUGGUGAUCCAUUCCGAAUUUGCCUGCCCCAACCACGUGACGAACCCAAGCCACCACCAACUCCCAAGAAUCCUUGCUACCCUUCACCCUGCGGUACCAAUGCCGUGUGCCGCGUUCAAGGCGAGAACUACGUCUGCGAGUGCAGCCAACUGGAGUACAUCGGCAAUCCCUACGAGGGUUGUCGCCCCGAAUGUGUGGGCAACUCCGAGUGUCCGGCCAAUCAGGCUUGCAUCCGCAGCAAGUGCCAGGAUCCGUGUCCAGGAGUUUGUGGACUCGAGGCCAUUUGCACCAUGAACAACCACAUACCGAUAUGCUCCUGCCCGCCGGGCUACACAGGCAAUGCGUUUGCCCAGUGCACCCGUCAGCUGACACCACCUCCUCCAUCGGACCCUUGCUAUCCGUCCCCGUGUGGACCCAAUUCGAUUUGCAGAAUUCAGAACGAGAAGUCUGUGUGCGAGUGCCUGCCCGGAUUCUUCGGAAAUCCGCUGGCCCAGGGAUGUCGCCCUGAAUGCACCCUCAGUUCGGACUGCGCCAAGGAUCGGGCUUGCAUCAACUCCAAGUGCGUGGAUGCCUGCGUGGGAGAGUGUGGAUUCGGAGCUGUUUGCCAAACGAUCAACCACAGCCCGGUGUGCAGUUGCCCUGCCAACAUGGUGGGCAAUCCGUUCGUCCAAUGCGAGGAACCACGCCAGGCUGAGCCUAUCGAUCCCUGCCAGCCUUCGCCGUGCCGAAGCAAUGGAAUCUGUCGUGUUUACAAUGGAGCUGCCACCUGCAGUUAUCCGGAGUGCGUGAUCAACGAGGAUUGUUCCCGGGAUAGGGCGUGCGUUAGCCAAAAGUGCCGUGAUCCUUGCCUGAAUGCCUGUGGCAUCAAUGCCAUCUGUCGGUCGAUUAACCACAAGGCUGUUUGCAGUUGCCCACCAGAGUUCUACGGAUCUCCGUACGCUCAGUGUGUCAGGCAGAUACCGGAGCCAGAGCCCAAACCGGAAUGCAUCAGUGACGGUGAUUGCACCAAUGACAAGGCCUGCAUCAACCAAGUUUGCCGCAAUCCUUGCGAGCAAUCGAACAUCUGCGCCCCACAGGCGCGUUGCCAUGUCCAGCUCCACCGGCCAUUGUGCGUCUGCAAUGAGGGAUAUACUGGAAACGCCUUGCAAAACUGCUAUCUUCUGGGCUGCCGAUCGGAUGGCGAAUGUGCCGCCAAUGAGGCUUGUGUUAACCAGCAGUGCGUGGAUCCUUGUGGUUUCACACAGUGCGGAACGGGAGCCAUUUGUCGGGCUGACUUUAACCACCGAGCUAGGUGCCAUUGCCUGGACGGAUACCGCGGCAAUCCUCUGGUGCGUUGCGAGCGUCCAGAGUGCCGAUCCGAUGACGAAUGUGCCUUCCACCUGGCCUGCCGCAAUGAGCGCUGCGAAGACCCAUGCAACUGCGGCAUUGGAGCCCAGUGCCGCGUGGAGAACCAUCGUGCCCAGUGCCGUUGUCCAGCUGGCUUCAGUGGCAACCCGGCCGUAAGAUGUGAUCUUGUGCCAACACAACCGGAGGGCUGCACCAUGGAUGCGGAGUGUCCCAGCAAACUGGCCUGCUUUGGCGGCGAGUGCAAGAACCCGUGCGAUGUCACGCAUCCGUGUGGCGCCAAUGCCAUCUGCGAAGUGGUCGACACACUGCCUCUGCGCACCAUGAUGUGCAGCUGCUUACCUGGCUAUGUGGGUGAAGCCGACAUUGGAUGUCACAAAGAACCCCCGCGUGAUCAGGGCUGUACGUCACAUGAUCAGUGCCAGGAUACGGAAGCCUGCCGUGGCGGAAACUGUGUCAAUCCCUGCCUGGAUGCCUCGCCUUGUGCUCGAAGCGCCCAGUGUUUGGCCCAGCAGCAUCGCGCCAUUUGCAGCUGUCCUGAGAGGACUCUAGGAGAUCCAUUCACCAACUGCUACGAGCCACCUGAAAUCAAGACUGGCUGCACCCACGAUUCGGAAUGCGCGCCGACCACGGCCUGCAUCAAUAAACGCUGCCAGGAUCCUUGUGCCGAGGCCAAUCCUUGUGCUGGAAAUGCCGAGUGUCGCGUGCAGAACUCCCGACCAAUUUGCUUCUGUCCAGCUGGUUGGGGUGGUGACCCACAAGUUCAAUGCUACAAACCUGAAUGCAAGAUCAACGCCGACUGUCCAUAUGACAAGACCUGCUUGAACGAAAACUGCGUGGAUCCAUGCACUCAUGGCCAAGUGCGUUGCGGCAACGGGGCCCAGUGCCUGGCUCAGAACCACCAGGCUGUGUGUAUCUGUCCAACCGGAACUCAAGGAAAUCCCUUCAUCUCCUGCAUCACUGGACACUGCCAGUACAACGAGGAUUGUGCGGACCACGAAGCCUGCGAUCGAUUGAAUCGCGUUUGCCGACCCGUUUGCGAUCAGGAGACCUGUGCCCUAAACGCCAUCUGUGUGGGUCGUCGCCAUCAGCCUCAGUGCGAGUGCCGACCCGGAUACCAGGGCAAUCCACAUGUGCAGUGCGAUAUACCAGUGAAGACGCCCAAGCCUCAGUGUACACAGGAUGCCGACUGUCCAUCAAAAUUGGCUUGCAUAAAUGAGCGCUGCGCAGAUCCUUGCGCCAUGCCUCAUGUUUGUACUCCGCAGCAGACUUGUACGGUCUUGGAUACCCUUCCAAAGCGAGCCAUGGCAUGCAAGUGCCCCGGCGAUACAGUGACGGAUAUCUCACGCAACUGCGUGCCCAUCAAUGUACCCAAGGUCAUAACCGGCUGUCAGCACAACUCUGAGUGCGCCAAUACCGAGGUCUGUUCGAAUGGAAACUGCCUAGAUGCCUGCCGACUGGAGAGAUGUGGCGUCAAUGCCCAGUGUACAGCUCGGGAUCACUAUGCUCAGUGCAACUGCCCUAAGGGCUACCAAGGCAAUCCACGCAUCGAAUGCUACACUACGGAAGUUGAUUUGCCACGAAUCCCCCAUCCUGUCUGCUCCCGCAACGACGACUGUCCCAGGGAUCAGAUUUGUCGCAACGAGAUUUGCGUCAGUCCGUGCGCCGCCGAUGACUGUGGAAUUGGAGCCUACUGCCAUGUGCAGGAGCGAAAGGCCAUCUGCCGCUGUCCACCUGGUUACUCCGGUAACCCACAAGACCGCUGCCUGCCACCUUCCGAUGUGAUCCUGGUGGGCUGCAAGUCUAGCACCGACUGUCCCUCGAACGAGGCCUGCAUCAACACCCAGUGCGCCAGCCCUUGCAAUUGUGGACCCAAUGCCGAGUGCACGGUGAAGAACCACCAUCCGAUCUGCUACUGCAAGCCUGGAUUCUCCGGAAAUGCCCAGUUUGGAUGUGCACCCAUUGGCUGCCAGUCGGAUGACGAGUGCAGCGGUGACAAGCAGUGUGUGAACCGCGAGUGCAUCAAUCCCUGCCUGGCCAGCGAUCCGUGUGCCCUUAAUGCCGAGUGCUAUGGACGUAACCAUCGCGCCAAUUGCCGCUGUCCCGUGGGAUUGGAGGGUGAUCCGUUUGUGCGUUGCUUGCGCUUGGAAUGCCACUCGGACUAUGACUGCGCAUCGAACCUGGCCUGUGUAUCGAACGAAUGUGUUAGCCCAUGUGGUCAACGCAAUCCCUGCGCCCAGAAUGCAAUUUGCCAGGCUCUGCAGCAUCGUGCUGUGUGCCGUUGUCCGGAUCAGCUGCCAUUGGGCAACCCGUAUGCUUAUUGUGAACCCAGACCUGUGGAGCCCGUCUGCCGGGAUGAUGGAGAUUGCCCAAGUAAGCUGGCCUGCAUCGAUGACAAGUGUCAAAAUCCAUGCGCUGUACUCUCACCAUGCCACCAAACUGCUCAGUGCAGUGUCCUAAACAGCGUUCCAGUAAGAACAAUGGUUUGCGAGUGUGCAGAGAAUGAGGUGCCCGAUGCCAGUGGAGCGUGCCGCAAGAUGGUGCCGCCCAGGCAACCAGGAUGCGAGAGCGACCAGGACUGUCCCGACCAAGAGGCCUGCAUACACGCGCAGUGCCGCAAUCCAUGCAACUGUGGAACCAACGCCGUCUGUCAAGUGACCCAACAUCGCGCCGUGUGCAGUUGCCAGGAUGGAUUUGAGGGUAAUCCCUAUGCCUCCUGUCGCUCCAUUGGAUGCCGCGUGGACGGUGAGUGCGAUUCGGGCAAGGCCUGCGUCAACGGUGACUGCAUCAACCCAUGCCUGAUCAACGAUCCAUGUGGACCCAACGCCGAGUGCUAUGUGCAAUCGAACCGUGCCCAGUGCCGCUGCCUGAGUGGCUACAGAGGAAAUCCCUACGAGCGUUGUCGUGUCAUUGGCUGCAGCAGCAACAACGACUGUCCCACGGACAAGACCUGCCAGAACGAACAGUGUGUGAAUCCCUGCGUCUACCACAACCCGUGUGCUCCGCGUGCGGAGUGCAGAGCUCAAAACCAUCUGGCCGUGUGCCGCUGUCCUGCCGAUUUCCUGGGUAAUCCAUACGUGGACUGCCGACCGCCGCCACAGCCCAUCUGCCAGUUGGAUACCGAUUGUCCAGCUCGCCAGGCCUGCAUCAACGAACAGUGUGUGGAUCCAUGCGUUGUAUUGGAACCUUGCCAACGUCCUGCCAUCUGCGAGGUAACUCCUACAUCACCGGUGCGUACGAUGCUCUGCAUCUGUCCGGAUGGCUAUGUGAGCAGAGGUAGUGGAGGCUGCAAGCCCACGCCCGGAAUCAAGGAGGUUGGAGGUUGCAUCUCGGACUCAGAUUGCCCGGCAGAUAAGUCCUGCUUGAACAGCGUGUGCCGAGAUCCUUGCAACUGUGGCUUGAAUGCCGAAUGCCGUAUUAAGGACCAUAAGCCCGUAUGCACGUGUCGCCAAGGAUUCGAAGGUAACCCAGAGUUUGAGUGCUCCAAGAUCGAGUGUAGUAUCAACUCAGACUGCCCGGGAACACACGUGUGCCGCAACCAGCUCUGCAUCCCUGCCUGCCAGGGUGAGCAGUGUGGAUCCAAUGCCCAGUGCUUGGCCAUCGAACAUCGUGCGGUUUGCGAGUGCAUCCCAGGACAUGGUGGAAACGCCAGGAUUGCUUGUACUCCGUUGGGAUGUCGCUCAGACGACGAAUGUCCCACGGACAAGGCGUGCGUCAACGGCAAAUGUAAUGAUCCUUGUACAACAACUGCUAUAUGUGCCCAGGACGAGCUGUGCAAGGUGUAUCACCACCGACCACAGUGCGCCUGCCCACCAGGAACUGUGCCCGGAAAGAACGGCUGCGAAUCAGAGCGACACAUUCCAAUUUGCAUAAGCGAUGCGGACUGUCCCAGCCAGAAAGCAUGCCUGCGCGGAGAGUGUGUGAAUCCGUGCAAUGCCACCCAACCAUGCGGAGUCAAUGCCUUCUGCAGUGUACGCGAUACCUUGCCUGUCCGGACAAUGAUCUGUGAGUGCCUUGAAGGCUACACUGGCAACCCAGCCGUGCAGUGCGACAAGCGCUCGCUGUGCGUCAUCGAGAAGGGCUUCGUUCGGGAUGUGGAUGGACAAUGUGUUUGCCCACCUGGAACCGCUUUGGAUAUCUACGAAUACUGCACCCCAUGCCGAGAGGAGCAAGGCUUCCGCAUCGACGAGAGUGGACAUUGUGUGUGCGCCUUGGAGCGCGGAAUGGUGAUCGACGAACGCGGCCGUUGCACUUGUCCCAUUGAUCUGGGCUACCGACUGACUCCACGUGGCGAAUGCCAGCCGGAGGAGCCGCCAGAGUGCACGAGCAAUGAUCAGUGCGCCGACAACCGUUUCUGCAACCUAGACACCAAGACCUGUGAGGAUCCCUGCCUAACCAAGGUGUGCGGAGUGAAUGCCUUCUGUAACGCGGUUAAUCACCGAGCCCAGUGCCAGUGCAUCACCGGUUACACAGGCAAUCCCGAAUUGCACUGCAACCACACCAACUUCCGCACCGACUUCCCACGACCCGAUAUGGUCGUCAGUUGUCUUGCCGAUGGAGUUCAAGUAGAGAUCCACAUAACGGAGCCAGGAUUCAAUGGAGUGUUGUACGUUAAGGGACACAGCAAGGACGAGGAGUGCCGACGGGUGGUCAACCUGGCUGGCGAGACUGUUCCUCGUACCGAAAUCUUCCGCGUCCACUUCGGUAGCUGCGGCAUGCAGGCAGUGAAGGAUGUGGCCAGCUUCGUGCUGGUCAUUCAGAAACAUCCCAAGCUGGUCACCUACAAGGCCCAGGCCUACAACAUCAAGUGUGUCUACCAGACUGGCGAGAAGAAUGUCACCCUAGGAUUCAACGUAUCCAUGCUGACGACUGCCGGCACAAUUGCCAACACAGGACCGCCGCCGAUCUGCCAGAUGCGCAUCAUCACCAACGAAGGUGAAGAGAUCAACUCGGCAGAGAUCGGCGACAAUCUCAAGCUGCAAGUGGAUGUGGAACCAGCCACCAUUUAUGGAGGCUUUGCCCGCUCUUGUAUUGCCAAAACCAUGGAGGACAACGUGCAGAACGAGUAUCUGGUCACGGAUGAGAAUGGCUGUGCCACGGAUACCAGUAUCUUUGGCAACUGGGAGUACAACCCAGACACGAACAGCCUGCUGGCCAGUUUCAAUGCCUUCAAGUUCCCAUCCAGCGAUAACAUCCGCUUCCAGUGCAACAUACGAGUCUGCUUUGGACGCUGUCAACCCGUCAAUUGUGGUGGCUACAACGCCUUCGGGCGACGUCGCCGCUCCAUUGCGGACAACUCCACCGAUGCGACCGCCAUUGCCACGAAUUCGGGAGUGGAGGGUCAACUGCGCGAAGAGAUCACAAUCUCUUCGAAUGCCAUUUUGACAUUCGAGAAGCGCAGCGGUCAAGGUCUCAAUGAUGCCAACAUUAAACCGGCGGCUCAAAGGGUCGAGGAUAUCUGCGUGUCUAUGGUGGGUCUGAUCAUUGCGCUGGUCAUCACGGCUCUGCUGGCUCUUGUGGCCGUUGCCGUGGCUGUUUCCUGCUGGCUGAUGGCCUACAGGAGGAGGCCCAAGACCAUUGCGCCCCUGCCCCAUCCCCCAGAGUUCCCCAACCCGCUGUUCUCCAAUCCGGACGCAGUGCCCGAGCCAACGCCGGAUUACAUCUCCUAAACGUAACGUAACCAUACACUGAUACACAACACCUAGCUAUAACUUUAGUAUGUAAGAAAAUCGAAUGAAUAUGAAAAAGAAAACUUUGUGAAUAUUUGAAAGGCAAGUGCAAAAGGUUAUGAAUAAUGCAAAACAGAUCGAAUCGCGAAAGAUAAUCAAGAUUGAAGAUUGAAGAAAAGAAAAACAAAAGUACAGUUGUGAGCUGAAAGUAUAGCCGGCUCUGUUGGCCGUAAAACGAAACUAUGAAAGAUUGAAUUAUUGUAAAAAGCAAAAAUGACGAAGCGAGAAUCGCAUGAAGAAUGCACGAAAGUAAUUUAGUAGCUUAAGAAAAUAAUUUUAUUAAUUGUAAUAACGAUUAGUAUUCUCCUUCCUACUAACAUGAGAAUUCCGCGUAGUGUUUGUACGUUUAGCUGCCACAUAAAGAGAGACCAACAACUGCCAAAAACAGAUGUGAGGGAAUUCACCCAUAGAGAGUGCAGCUACAAACGAAUUCUCGUCCUCUAACGACAACUUCUUCAUUAGUCGCGAACCAAUAUUAAUUCUGUUAUAUAUGUAUAACUAAAGACUUCCUAUAAAUAUUUAGGGUGUGGGUAGUAGCAACGACACUUUGUAUUAUAGCACAGACACACGCACACACAACUGCAACUACUUCCUGUAAUUUAGAUACCAACUCAACUCGCCCGUUAAAAUUGAAAACUGCCUUUGAUUUCCAACAAGAAAAAACGAACAAUGCACCCCAGAAUACUCUCUAGCAUAAUAUAUGUAGGAGAUCGUUGGGCCUCGGUCGAUAAGAUACUAUUCCGCGUCUAUCAUCCAUAACCACUGGACAAUAUGUCAACGAUUGUCCCAGUUGGAUUGUAGGCAAGCUCAAGAGUCCAAAACACACACACACACAAACCUCGAAGAAAUCAGACCACUCUAAGCAGCUUAUGGACGUGGGAACAGUUUCAUCUGGAUCUAGGCAGCAACUCGUUGAGGGAACAUAACUAUAACUGCCACUGAGGCGUCAUCAGCGCACAAAAGAUACUUAUCUAUUGCAUAGGAAAUACUAGGUUUGUUUUAAUUUUAAUCGCAACACCGACUAAUGGAGGAUUUGAUUUUGACUACUGUCCCUCGACCACUUACUUGUACUACACUCUACUAUGAUUAACCAUUAUUUUUGUAGUUUUAUAGUCAAUUAAUAUUAAAUUGUUGUGAUUGUUUUUAAUGCAAAAGAGAUACUUCCACUAACUUACUAAUAUGUAGACACAAAAGUACACAUCGUACUUAAAAAGGCAACGAACCAGCGCCCCUGCCCGUGUCCCGCCCCCCUUCCAUUUUCCAUCGGGAACAGCACGCCUCUGUCAACGCGCCGGAAACUAUGCAGCGAAUUUCCGUUUCCGGCGCCCGUUUCACGGAGCAUGUCUUUUCACGAUGCGAUGAUUGCUGGUGGGAUGGCGGGUUCGCAGGGCGAGGCCUGGAUAAUUAAAUUAUUAAACAUGAAGUUUUAAAUUAAUAUUAUUAAACGUAAACAAAAUGUAUAGUCACUACUUUAAGAGGAAAGAGAAUUUUCUUUAUAGUAAAAUACCAUACAAAAUAAACUCGCACUCAGACACGUACACAAAGAGACAGAAUUUGUAAAUAAUACACAGGCAAACUCUAUGGUAUUUUUAGUAGCGCAUUAUUGUGUAUAGGUUUCUGCCCCUUGACUCCCCAAACCCGAACUCAAUCACAGGCUAACCCUAACCCAUGCCAGGCAUAAAAUUAUUUUCUUAAUUCCAUAGCCCAUAGAAUGUACAAGAAAGUGCACAAAUUUGCAACCACCUCGUUCACAAUUACCACACACUUUUAUUUUUCUUCACAAGAACCGCUUCAAAAUCGGAACCUAAAUAGAGUUACAUUGAACAUAGACAAAACUUUUUGCACUGGCAGCAAAUAUAAAAGAGAAAAUAAUAAGAAAUAAGAAUGGCUCUUAUUGUAAAAAGAAAGCAAUAGUUAAAUUGUACUUAUAACGAGAAACGAACAUAAUUGUAAUCGCUUAUUGUAAACUAAUAAAUAAAUAAAUAAAUAUAAAUCAACAAUCAA
Drosophila santomea is the source of this 58699-nucleotide messenger RNA. RefSeq lists its product as uncharacterized. The record is from RefSeq and is a predicted model, not a curated record. Gene Ontology annotation, molecular function: zinc ion binding; calcium ion binding. The transcript has 74 exons. Lineage: Eukaryota; Metazoa; Arthropoda; Insecta; Diptera; Drosophilidae. Gene Ontology annotation, cellular component: nucleus. The coding region runs from base 500 to 56635 and encodes 18711 amino acids.